CACACUGUUGCAGACUUCCUGGACUUUUGUCUGUCAAUUCCAGGCUCACUGAUUGACCCCUGACCUCAGCAAUGGCACUGCGAAAAGGUAAAAUAUGCUAAUACACACCCCACUGGCUGGAAAAUCAACACAUGUCGUCAUGUCUUUAGUCGGAUGUUUAGAAAUGCAUGUAUAGGGAAAAUACCGGCGAUCCUUUAAUCCAGUGCAUUUUAUCUGUAAAUUCCUGGCCAAUAAUUAAUGCAGUCCUAUAGCAUGGGUUUUGUGUUUAAAUGUGAAUAGGACAAAAUAGCAAUGGCUGAAAAGGAAGUGAUAUUUUGUUAAAAUGGUCCAUUCCCCGUGAUGUAAAACCCAAACAGUGGUGAGAGGUGGAGAUAAACAAAGGGGAUCAUUGUUACAGAGUGCUGUGCUAGUCUUAUGAGUUAUAAUUUGCCACAGUGACUGGUAACCCCCCUCAGCCCCCAUCUAGACAGAUUAAUUAAAGGUGCCCCCACCCUCAGGGACCCCCUCCCGUCGGGCUCUGGGGAGAGGAAGGGGUUAAAAUCUUACCUUUCUCCAGCGCCGGGCGGGGAGCUUUCCUCCUCCUCUCCUUCCUAGCGACGUCACGGGCUGAAUGCGCAUGCGCGACAGGAGCCGCGCGCACAUUCAGCCAGUCUCAUAGGAAAGCAUUUACAAUGCUUUCCUAUGGACGCUAGCGUCUUCUCACUGUGAUUUUCACAGUGAGAAGCACGCAAGUGCCUCUAGCGGCUGUCAAUGAGAAAGCCACUAGAGGCUGGAUUAGCCCUCAGUGUAAACAUAGCAGUUUCUCUGAAACUGCUAUGUUUAUAAAAAAAAAAGGGUUAAUCCUAGCUGGACCAGGCACCCAGACCUCUUCAUUAAGCUGAAGUGGUCUGGGUGCCUAUAGUGGUCCUUUAACUAGCAUUUUACUCCUUCUGUGUCAGAGACAUACAGCUAACUGACAUGUAAUCAUAGAAACAUAGAAUGUGAUGGCAGAUAAGAACCAUUUGGCCCAUCUAGUCUGCCCAAUUUUCUAAAUACUUUUAAUUAUUCCCUGGUCUUAUCUUAAAGGACCACUAUAUGGUCAAUAAAGUGGUCUGGGUGCCAGGACCCUAGGGUUAACCUUGCAGCUGCAAACAUGGCAGUUACAGAAACUGCUAUGUUUUACUGAGGGUUAUUCCAGCCUCUAGUGGCUGUUUCACUGACAGUCACAGUGAGAAGACACUGGACGUCCAUAGGAAAGCAUUGAGUAAUGCUUUACUAUGGGCGGUUUGAAUGCGCAUUCGGAUUUGAUGUCGGCAGAGGGUGGAGAGUUCCCCAGCACAGUGGGAGCCCGGCGCUGGAGAAAGGUAAGUGGCUGAAGGGGUCAGGGCAGUCUAUAAUAUGAAUAGGACCCUGGGCAAAGCCUUUUCUUGGGCCCCCUGGGCCCUGUCACUGCACCCUCCCUCCCCAUUACGCCCAACCCGCAAUCACACUGACAGACAUACUGACACACACACAGACAGACACAUUAAAACAUUCGCAGAUACAUACUGACACACACAUACACUGACACAAAAAUAUAUACUGGCAAACAUUGACACACAUUCAGACAUACUGAUACACACACAGACACAUACAUACUCACAGACACAUACACUGACAGAUAUAUUGACACAGACACACACAGACACAUACACUGACAGACGUAUUUACAUACACAGACAUACUGACAUACAUACACACACUGGAACACAGUGAGACAUACACACACAGACAUACUGACAUACAAACACACAGACAUACACACAGUACGUCUGUGUGUGUUAGUAUGUCUGUGUGGUGUGUUAGUAUGUCUGUGUGUAUGUCAGUAUGUCUGUGUGUGUCAGUAUGUCUGUGGUGUGUUAGUAUGUCUGUGUGUGUAUGUCAGUAUGUCUGUGUGUGUUAGUAUGUCUGUGUGUGUAUGUCAGUAUGUGUGUGUAUGUCUGUGUGUGUGUAUGUCAGUAUGUCUGUCAUAGACACACACAGACAUACUGACAUACAUACACAAACAGACAUACUGACACAGACAUACUAACACACACACAUACUAACACACAAACACAUACUAACACACUAACAGACAUACUAACACACACAUACUAAAACACACACACAGACAUACUAACACACACACACACACACACAUACUAACACACACACACACAGGCAUACUAACACACACAGACAUACUAACAAACACACACACACAGACAUACUAACACACAAACACAGACAUACUAACACACAUACAGACAUACAUUUAGCCACCCUCCAGGUUCUUACCUUUUUAUGGAGGGUGGUUUCCCUGGGGUCCAAUGGCAGGCUGAGGCAGAUGGGAGUUCUUCUCUGGAACUCCCCUCCUCCCUGCCUUCCUCCUCCCGCGCGGCUAUCUCCGGUGGGAGGAAGUGACACGCGGUACUCACUUCCUCCCAGCCUGCUCUGGCCCCCCCCAGGAGCAACUGGGCCCGGGGCAGCUGCCCCGUUUGCCCCGCGCUAAAGACGGCCCUGGAAGGGGUUUUAAACCUUUGCCCCUCUAAUUUAAGACGAUGUCCUCUUGUUGUGGUAGUUUCUUCUUUCAAAUAUGGUCUCCUCCUUUACUGUGUUGAUUCCCUUUAUGUAUUUAAAUGUUUCUCUUAUAUCCCCCCUGUCUCGUCUUUCCUCCAAGCUAUACAUGUUAAGAUCCUUUAACUUUUCCUGGUAAGUUUUAUCCUGCAAUCCAUGAACCAGUUUAGUAGCCCUUCUCUGAACUCUUUCUAAAGUAUCAAUAUCCUUCUGGAGAUACAGUCUCCAGUACUGCGUACAAUGCUCCAAGUGAGGUCUCACCAGUGUUCUGUACAAUGGCAUGAGCACUUCCCACUUUCUAUUGCUAAUACCUCUCCCUAUACAACCAAGCAUUCUGCUAGCAUUUCCUUCUGCUUUAUUACAUUGACUGCCUACCUUUAAAGGACCACUAUAGUGCCAGGAAAACACUCGUUUUCCUGGCACUAUAGUGCCCUGAGGGUGCCCCCACCCUCAGGGUCCCCCUCCCGCCCGGCUCUGGAAAGGGGAAAGGGGUUAAAACUUACCUUUUUCCAUCGCUGGGCGGAGAGCUCUCAUCCUCCUCUUCUCCUCCCCGUCGGCUGAAUGCGCACGUGCGGCAAGAGCUGCGCGCGCAUUCAGCCGGUCACAUAGGAAAACAUUCAUAAUGCUUUCCUAUGGACGCUGGCGUGCUCUCACUGUGAAAAUCACAGUGAGAAGCACGCAAGCGCCUCUAGCGGCUGUCAAUGAGACAGCUGCUAGAGGAAAUAGGGGAAGGCUUAACCCAUUCAUAAACAUAGCAGUUUCUCUGAAACUGCUAUGUUUAUGAAGAAAUGGGUUAACCCUAGCUGGACCUGGCACCCAGACCACUUCAUUAAGCUGAAGUGGUCUGGGUGCCUAGAGUGGUCCUUUAAGUAAUCUGUUGAGGUUAGGACUCUAUCAAAUAUUCUGUACUAUACCCUUGGGUUUUUACAUCCAAGAUGCAUUAUCUUGUACUUAUCCAAAUUAAAUGUCAGUUGCCACAACUCUGACCAUUUUUCUAGUUUAUCUAAAUCAUUUGCAAUUUGCCUUAUCCCUCUUGGAACAUCAACCCUGUUGCAAAUUACCAUGUCCUAUCUGAGAUGCUGAGCCCCUGAAACAUGCAAUCCCUUCACCUUCACAGUUCUGCUGAAUUUGUAAGCCCAUGACCAUCAUUGGCCCACCUACUAAAAACGGUGACUCCUUCUGAGACCAUGUGCUCAUCUAAUGAAUAAAAACAGACAAAACUAAAAAGAACCAGCUUACUUUAAAGGGACAGUUUAGGCACCAUACCAACUUCAUCUAAAUAAAAUUGUAUGGUGCCAGAAGACGCCCGGACGCACUGUUACCUCAAGGGUUUAAACCACUCUCGAAAGGUUUAACCCCUAAGUGAGAAUACAGCUUUGAUCUCAACUUCCCCCAGGUGGCUGCAUUUCAGGAAUCACGCUGAUUAGCUGAGAGCAGACAGAUGUCACUUUCAGCCAGUCAGUGACUUGCCAUUCAUAAAACUGGAUUGAAAAAGGACCCUGGUGGCCCAGCGGCAUACUGCGCUUCAUGAAACUAAGAAUUCAGAAGCAGUAUGCUGUCUGGCGGGAGUUGAGAUCAACGUGGGAAGUUCACUUUGGGGUUAAACCGUUUAAGAAUGCUUUAACCCUUAUAGGUAUGUAUGUUCCCGAAGGCCUCUUGGUACCAUAACAACUUCAUUUAGAGGAAGUUUUUCUGGUUACAGAGUGUUCCCUUAAGGGGCUAAACAUUGUUUGUAUAUUUUAACCUAAAAGUUGUGAAGGCCAGCCUAUUACUAGCUCCCCUUUCAGAAAACUGUGUGAGAAAGGUACGCUUGGGGUGGGCAGCAGAAUUGUAAUAUGCAGGGGAGGCCUUGCAGAUUUUGGCCUGGGGGGCAAGGACAAAUGAGCAGUUGUCUUUUUUUAACACAAAAUGGCCUACACAGCACGACACAUUAUUUAAGAGAGAUCUGUGCAUAUCUGCAACUCCAUUGACACCAAUGACAAUUGCAUUGUGCUAUGAAUGUCAUGAGCAUUAUCACUUCUCACCCUGCAGCCACUGGUAAACACCUCUUGGGACAUGAGUCAUACUAAACAUAGUUUGGCUGCUUGUUUAACCCUAAAUACAGCAGUCCACCAGGAAAUAUCCUAGUGGGUCAAUUUAGACCUGGAGAACACUCAGAUUAGGAGACACCAGCCCAUGCACACACCCAUACUGUGCUGAGAAAACAAAGGCCCUACAUAAUACUAGCCUGCGGCUAAAGGCCUGUGUCAUUGUGCCAAAACACAAUUCAAUGCACCUCUUGCUCUAGUCCACAAACCCUGUAUGUUAGUGACUCAGGGGCAAUUUCCUGUCUUCCUUGAAGGCUCAUCCGCUUGUAAAAUGGUUGUGUAAUAGAAAAGCAUGUAAAACACACACACCCUUUGCUUAAACUCCCACUACUCAAGGCCAGCAGCCAUGGCUAAAGUAUUGCUUAACCGGCCAAUUUGCCAAAACUAGUCACAUGCUAGGAAGACAGUAACUCACAGAUAAUAGGCCAGGCUGCUAGUGUAGGGACUGUGGAUGCAUUGUAUUCCUAAUUUUCACCACAAAAGAAGUAACAUUUCAGUCAUAAACAGAAAUUACUCAUUUUUUGUGUUGUUUGUUUUCUGGGUACAGUCUGAUUGUGAAUAAACUGUCUGAAAAAUUGAGCAACAAGAUUUAUUCAACAGCAUCAAUCUGAAUUUUAUUAUUGACAUUAAUUAGAUUUUUUUCAGUGCUUUAAAUGAAGUGUUUUGCUGACAGGUAAGGAUUAAAAACAGGCACAAAUAUACAUAGCAAUUAUAUAUGUAGACAUAGCAAUUCAAAAGAAAAUGAGAACUGCUUGUGAGCCUAGAAUAUAAAACGUGGAUCUCUUUCAAAGUCAAGAGAUGGCUCGUUGAGUUUCUAAUCUACAAGAGGUUAUGUGUAUCAGGACAAAAGAUAGUUUUUUGGUCUUCAUUGCAUCCACUUAUUGACAAAUCCCUUAUUACACCUUAUUACACCAGAAUAAAUUCCUGACUUAUCACCGAGGCUGCCACUUUACUCAUUACUUAUUGUGAUUGGUAUGCACCAGGCUUGUGUUAGAAGCCUCACAAGCAGGGCCGGAGUGUUAAAAAUAUUCGGCCCGGACAUUUUUUAAUCACAGCAGCCCCUGAGAAGGGAGUGGGGUCAGAGAGGGUGUGUUUUGUCAUCACUAAUGACAAGCACGUCCCCUCUCAAAGUGAGCAUGUUGGUUCAAUGCGCAGAGCCCUGCUGAAGAGCUCUAGCAUGAGAAAAAAGCCCUGUAUUUGUUAAGUGCAGCGCAAGCAAAUUUAAUAACAUGCUUGCGCUGUGUUUAACUUGUCUCUGGUGUCUCCAUAAGUGGGAUACCAGAGGACAAAAGGGCCAGGAAAGCAUAUCGUGCAUGUGUUUGGAGCCUGCUUGUUGGAUUGCGUGUGUUUUAAGUGAGCUGAUUGUGGUUUGGUAUUGUGUAAAUAGGUCAAUUUCAUUCGUGUUUGUGGUGUAAUGUGUGACUAGGGGCUGUAGAGAGUGUGUGUAUGGGGGAAGAGUGUGUAUAGGGGAUGUAGCGAGUGAGUGCAUACGGGCUGUAGUGUGUGUAAGACGGGUGCAGUGUGUGUCUGAGGGUGCUGCGUGUGUGAGGGGGCAUUGUGUGUGUCUGAGGGUGCAGUGUGGCUGAGGCUGCACAUAAAGGGUUAAAAACACUUUUUUUUAAAUUUACCUGAUUCCAGCACUGAUGUCUUUUGGAAUUGGGUAAAGGUCCUCCUCUGGUGACAACAUGGCGAUUCGGGAACUAAGUGCACAUGCAUCCCCAUGGGGUUUUUGAAGACGCUGGACGUCCUUAUACAAAGCAUGAGGACGUCCAGCGUCAUUUUACAUAGUUCAACUAUGUGAAACAGCAGGAAGCGCCUCUGGUGCCUAUCUGGUAGACAGCUAGCAAAGGCAGUCUUAACCCGGCAAUGUAUAUAUUGCAGUUUCUCUAAAAAUUUGCAGCUGCAGGGUUAAGGGGACAUGGAGAGUGCCCCCAGACCAUUUCAAUGGGAUCAAGUAUCCCUUUAAAAACCUACAAAAAAAAUGCAUAAUAAAAGUACCAAAAUGUCUCAGUUGUUAAUGUAUGGAAACUGGGAAACAAAACUCAGUUAUUAAAGGACCACUCUAGGCACCCAGACCACUUCAGCUUAAUGAAGUGGUCUGGGUGCCAGGUCCUUCUAGGGUUAACCCAUUUUUUUAUAAACAUAGCAGUUUCAGAGAGUGCCCCCAGACCAUUUCAAUGGGAUCAAGUAUCCCUUUAAAAACCUACAAAAAAAAAAUGCACCCAGACCACUUCAUUAAGCUGAAGUGGUCUGGGUGCCUAGAGUGGUCCUUUAAUAACUGAGUUUUGUUUCCCAGUUUCCAUACAUUAACAACUGAGACAUUUUGGUACUUUUAUUAUGCAUUUUUUUUGUGUGCAUUUUUCAGAGAAACUGCUAUGUUUAUGAAUGGGUUAAGCCUUCCCCCUAAUCCUCUAGUGGCUGUCUCAUUGACAGCCACUAGAGGCGCUUGCGUGCUUCUCACUGUGAUUUUCACAGUGAGAGCACGCAAGCGUCCAUAGGAAAGCAUUGUAAAUGCUUUCCUAUGCGACGGGCUGAAUGCGCACGCAGCUCUUGCCGCACGUGCGCAUUCAGCCCAGGAGGAGGAACGGAGGAGGAGAGGAGGUAGAGAGCUCCCCGCCCAGCGCUGGAAAAAGGUAAGUUUUAACCCUUUUCCCCUUUCCAGAGCCGGGCGGGAGGGGGACCCUGAGGGUGGGGGCACCCUCAGGGCACUAUAGUGCCAGGAAAACGAGUAUGUUUUCCUGGCACUAUAGUGGUCCUUUAAGGAGUUAAACAUGCAAUACAUUGCAAUUCUUUGCAUUCAAAGUAUUUAUGUGGCCAGUCAUACAGCACACGAGAUACAAAGAGUCCAUCCGGUUAUAGGGUAAAAAUGUGGCCAUGUAAUACGUAUGCAAUAAAACAGUUCAAAGUAUACAUAGGCAUGUUCCUUAAACUGGAAUAAUAAUAACAGUAUAGUAGGGUUUUAUUUUCUACACAGUGAAUUGUGGUAAAUUAAAAACAAAAUUGCAGAUUUCAGACUAGAUAGCCAAGCUGUGACUAUGGCUGGGUUAGAAUGUAGGAAUUGGAAAUUUACGCCUAGAUUUUGAAAAUCGGUUCUCAGUUUUCUAGAAUUCAGUAUUUAAUAUUAAAACCACUCUGUUUUGGGGAGUUCUAGUAACUGAUUAGCAAAUUCAUUUAAUUUAUUAAUUAAUGUAACAUUAUGGCUAAAUCAGGAACAUGACUAAAUGAGUUGGGAGAUUUAUUGUUUACGUUUUGUAUGGCAUCAAAUUAAAAUUUUAGUCAGUUGGACAGUUACCACAAUUAAUUAUAUGGAAAAUAAUUAAGUUUCAUCUUUCACAAAGGAAGAAGGUAUGUUUAGAGUUUUAAAAAUUUACCUGAAGCCAAAGUGAUCAUCUGCAUAACUUACCGUAAAAAAGGCUGUACCAUGGAGGGGGGAUACACUUAAUGAUUUAUUUUUAAUCAGUUACACCUUUGAGCGUGUAAUUUUUCGCUUAAGGUAGUGAUCAAAGUCAGGUAAUCAAGGUGUGCUAUCUUUUCAAUAAUUACAGUUGCUAAAUGGGCAAUAAAAUUCAUGCUGGUUAAAUUAACAUUACAAACAUUUAAUAUAAUUUGAUGUCAAACAACUGUGUUGUCAUGUUUACAUAGUAACAUUGGUGUUCUCUGAACUUCGUGACAGGAAGCACACCCAGAGGUAGCUGCACAUGUGCUGCAGGAAAUUGAUGUUGGCUAAUUGAUUUGUAAAUUUACUCCCUUCACUCAUCUAACUGAAACAAGGAAAAUAGUCUGAGUGCUUUGCUAAGUACCAUAUCAACUAAAGCUCAUUGUAGGGGUUAUUGCAAAGAGUGGGUUCCAUCCCUCUGGUUAUUAAUCUUGUGCAUUCGUUUUUCCAACUUGGCAUGUCAAUAGUAGGCCAAGAGCCCGGCCAACCAUCUCAGUCUGUCGUUGCGGCCCAAUUUUCGUUAACAGCAGCAGAGCAUCGUAUGCACCAGGAGAGUGUAAUUUUUUUCAAUCUAUUCAAAUUAUCUAGAAAGAGCUCUAAUCGUUACGGGUUUUAGAUUGCCCCUUUCAUUCUGAAGAGGCCUACGACAUGGAGAUCCUGCUGAAUCCGUAGUAGCAAACUUUAAAAAAAUCAGAGCUGCAGUUAGAGCCUACAAAAUGCAUCUACUUUGCUCCUAGUUCAUACUGAAUAUCGGUUUCUAGGAAUAGCACUGGGAAGACAUUAAAUAUUGUUGAUAUUUGAAACUGCAUAACAGAACCAUGGGGACCAUUAUUCUUCCCAUUCCCUCUAACCAUGCUGGUUUAUAACCCAGCCUUUCCAGCAGGCUUGUAACUUACAGCCCUGACUACCUUGAUCUCUCAGUUAGUGCCUCAGGUUAGACCAGGGCCGGCACGUCCAUAAGGCGGGACAAGCGUCUGCCUUAGGACGCACUGGCCCGGGGGAGCUAGAUUGGAGUGACCGUCAGGAUGUGGGCGCACAGCGCUCUCUUCUGCCAGGUACCCAACUGGACUGAAAGGAAGUGCUCACUGAGAGAGCACUUCCUGUCAGUCCGGCCAGGUGGAAAGAACAUUAUGGGACGGGGAGGGGGAAAAGAACACUAUGGGACAGGGUAGAGGGGGAAAGAACACUAUGGGAUGGGGCAAAGAACACUAUGGGGGAAAGAAUACUAAAAAAGAGGGGAGAGGAACAUUAAAGGGGGGCACUAAGGUACAGGGGAGGGAAAGGAAAAGGAACACAGGUGGGGGGGGUACAUUAAAGGACCACUCUAGGCACCCAGACCACUUCAGCUUAAUGAACUAGUCUAGGUGCCAGGUCCCUCUAGGAUUAACCCUUUUUUUUUUAGCAGUUUCAGAGAAACUGCUAUGUUUAUAAUUAAUCCAGCCUCCAAAUCCUCUAGUGGCUGUCUCAUUGACAGUCGCUAGAGGUGCUCACUGUGAAAAUCACAGUGAGAAGAGCAUAACUUCAUAGAAAAGCAUUGAAACACCUGAAAUCUUGUAGCAACUCUUGCAGCGUGCGUCAGCGAAGGAAGGAGAGAGAGCUCCCGCCCGGCGCUGGAAAAAAGGUAAGUUUUAACCCUUUUCUCUCCCCGGGCGGGAGGGGGACCCUGAGGGUGGGGGCACCCUCAGGGCACUAUAGUGCCAGGAAAACAAGUAUGUUUUCCUGGCACUAUAGUGGUCCUUUAAGGGGAAUGGGGGGGCCCUAAGAGACAGGUAUGGGAAGGGGGAGGAACACUAUUGGACAUGGAGGGUGGAGAGAGAAACACAGGGGAGGGCUUGAGUGGGGAGAAAUACACAGAGAGGGACAUGAGGCGGGAGAAAGAAGCACAGAUGGGCCUGGGGGUGAGAAAGUUCACAGAGGAGCUGGGGAUGAAAACGCCACACAGAAUGGCCUGGGUGUAGAAAUUCAAAGGGGCUGGGAGUGAAAGAAACACAGAGGGGCAGGAGAAGAGGAAAAAGAUACACAGAGGGGUUGGUGGUGAAAGAGAAAAAUACAAAAGAGCUGGUAUAAGUAAAAGACACAAAGGGGCUGGGAGAGAAGGAGACACGCAAAGGGGGGUUGUAAGAGAUACACAAGGGAGGUGUAAAACACACAAAGGGGAAAAAUAGGGGAUAAGAUGCACUAAAGGGGGUAAGACAUUUUAAAAAGGGGAUCAGAAACAAAAUGUGGGUUAAGAGGCACACAGGUGAAGAUGCUUUUGGGUAGGUGGGGUGGGGGGCCGCCAAUAUCAUCUUUACCUGUGUACCCAAAAAUCCUUGAUAAAUAUGUUCUACAGUGAAAUUACUUUACCACCUGUCUGCAUGGUUAAGGGGAUUGGUAGUUUAUUGCAUACCUCCAAACAUUGGCGGUUUCAAAAUCAGGCCACAAGUGGGAGAGGGUAAAUAGGGCAGGACAGUGAUGCAAUGGCACAAGCUCUGACGAAAAGGAGGCUGACCUGCAUGGAAUUGAGCCAGACCUGCCAGGGAAGGAAGCGUGUCCACCCACAUUACUGGCCGGUCAGUCUGGUGUAAAUACACACCAGGCUGCCUGCCAAUCAAUCUAGCCAGCCCACUGAGGGCAGGCCCUUAUUGCUCCCUGCAGUGUCAUAAUGCCCUGAACAUAUGUGAGCGCGUCGUAUGAUGUUCUUGUGCUAUGAUUGUUGGGGACAAUUCCCUUGUGUUCUCAAGUCUAGAGGGCAGAACAAGACCUGAAAAUCGAGACUGUCCUGCAGAAAUUGGGACAAUUGGGAGACAUGCACUGACUGUAGAUGGGAAGUCCUGCAUGGAAUUAGAGCAGAGACAUUUUAUUGAGGGAAUAUGAGGCAGUCGUGGUUAUCUCAGGGUUCACAGGGGAUAUAUUGGACCCCAAUACCUCACUGUGCAUAGGGUGAGUGGAUGGUGAAACAAGCAGGCCCCCCAGUGUAAAGGCAAUUCAAUUUUUUUUUAAUUAAUCUCACACCAGUGUCUAGGUAAGGGCAUAAAUGCUCUAUAAUACUGGGUCAUUCGAGUCUAUUAAAGGAUCUGGAUGUUUUGUUUCAUUCAUGUACUUAUAUGAUCUUAUUUUUGUAAAUGUUAUUUGUUUUGUUCAAUUUAUUUAUUUGUUUGUUUGUUUAUAUAUUUAUUUUUGUUUUGUUCCUGGCCUGCUUAUAUUUAUUUAUUUAGUGAAUAGAAUAGGAAUUAGUUGAGAAUGCAUUCCUGUGCAAUUCCUGAGCUAUUCAUGUGCAGUGUUUUGUGCCAUUCAGACCAAUUCAAAAAAGCUUCAGUGUGCAGCUCUGUCAGAUCAGUUAAGCAAUGGGUUUGCAAUUUUGGAAUAUAAUGAAUUUAGUUAAAUAUGCCAAAAAUGUUGUCACUGAAUUGCCGUGAUUAUGGCACACAUGACAUAAAUCAUCAUCACGUAACCUGAUGCUUGUGCUAAUGUUUAUGCGCUUAUAACACCUAUUAGCUGGUGGUUAGAGAAAUACAGGACAUCACCUUACUGAUGUCUUCCUCUGCCAGCCUUACUUAUUGCAAUUCCACAAUCUGCAUGAAGUAGAAGAAAACAUGUCACCACAGUCUGAGACGGACUCUAAGUACUGGCAAAUCCAGUGAGAUAAGUUUAUUAAGAUUUAGGAGGAUGCACUAGAGCAGCAUUUCCCAAUUAGUGUUCCAAACAAAAAUUGGGUUUGCGGCGAUUUGCCUGUUGGGUGGCCCAAGCACUUAGGGCCACCCGAUGGGUAUCGCUAAACAGGAGUCUAAGACCGCAACCGGACCCCUGUUGUAUGGGAUGCUGGGAGGAAGUGACAGCACUUCCUCCCAGACAGAACCCGCCGGCUUGAGGGAGAGCGGGAGCGCAGCGGGAAGUGAUUAGCUGUCGACCUGGCACACCAUCUUCAGUCAGCAGCCUGCAGCACUAAAGGAAGAAAAAAGGUAAGUUAAACGUGUGUGUGUGUAUCUGCCAAUGUGUGUGAAUCUGUGUGUGUAUAUGCCAGUUUGUGUAUCUGUGUGUCAAGGUGUGUGAAUGUGUCACUGUGUGUGUAUAUGUGUGUGUGUAUAUCUGUGUGUCAGUGUGUAUCUGGAGAGUACACAGUGGAAUACAAACAUGUGCCCUGGAUCCUUUAUUGUAAUAUAUAAUAUUGUAGUGUACCAUAAGAUGUAGAUAUUGGUUCUGGAAAAUAGUUAGUUCGAUUACUUUUCUGCAGAUCUAGUACAUGAGUUGGAAACGUUCACCACCAUUGACCUAGACCUGCAGGACUCCAUAUAACUUUAUUUUUGCUUAAAGUUUCUGUUUAAUUUCCUUUGUAAGACACAUGGAUGAGGAUUAGAGAAAGUUAAGUGGCAUUGGUCAGAAUUUCCCUGUCUGCUGUCCAUUGAGAUUUAUUUUCUCAGUUAAAUAAAACUAUUACCUUACUACAUCUGCUGUAAAUUUCCAGCACUUGUUUCUCGAGAAUUGGGUGUAUUUUUGGACUGCAGUCAUCUUGCCAUGUUUCUAUAUUUCAAGUAUAUUUCAAGAAGUAUUCCAAACGCUUCUCUCACGCGUGCUAAAUCCUGGAACACUAAGCAGCGUGUGCAAUUUCUUGGGAAGGGAACUAAUGGAAAAUGCUAAUUAACACAGUAAUUAUCACACCUCAAUUGUGCGUUAAUCAGAUUUUGCACUUGUGCAACAGCUGGCCUUUAUUUUAACCCCUGGUAAGACCAUUCAGUUAAAUAUUUUAAUGAGAACAGUUAAGAGCUCAAUUAUAUCAGAAUUACUAAAUUCAGAGUAAACUGAUUUUAUUGCUUUGAGCUGUAUUCCCAGCAACGUUAUAAUGUACAAAGAUUGCCUCAGUUAGCUUUAUCAUUCAAAACCGCCUGAUGGCUGCUGUUAUUUUGGGCUGGCAAAAAUUAAGUAAAUGAAUGUGGGUUUUAAGGAGAACUACUUUUCCCCAACGAGAGGAACUAGUCCUACCCAACUCUCCACUCGAUAUGCCAUGUGCAGAGUUACAAGUAAUACAGAACAAGUUACACAAGUGAAUAUUGUGCAGAUAGUGGAUGCUGCACACUUAAAGGGACACUCCAGUCACCAUAACGUCAUCUAAAUUAUGUUGUUAUGGUGCCAGGAGGGUCCCGGGUGCACUCUUACCAUAAAGGGUUAAACCGUUCUCGAAUGGUUUAACCCUAAAGGUUGCCUCCAGCGCCAAUCUCCAGGUUCCCCCAGGCUGGGACGGUCAGCUGAUGCUCUAAGUCAAUCAUUGAUCUCAUUUAUCAAUGUGGUAUAUUAACAUUGACUGUGUUCCCUUUUUACCCUCUCUACAACUAAAUGGGUAGGAUAAAUAGAAACACUGUAGUGGUUAUGGUGCCAGGAGUACCCUGUCAAUCCCCAGUGUAAUGUCAAACCAUUUGCUUAUAGCAGCUGUGCGGGGCUUAGCUCAUUGGCGGAGAGCAAUCAGCUGACUCUCACAGGCAAUGAGUUUGCCCUACAUUGCAGGGUGUAGCUUCCAGCUCUCCAUAGCAGAAGAAGACCAUGUAAAAAGCCAGUAAGUUACACUGGGGGGGCACCAUAACCACUACAGUUUACUGCUUAUAUUGUGAUUUAUUCAUUUGUGUUUCUGACGAAUUAAUUAAUUAACCCAAAUUCUGAUGAAAUUGAAUUUGUCUGAAAACUAAUGUACAUGUUUGACGACCACUACAAUGAGAUGUGUCCCUGUAAUGUUAAGAAUAUUUAUUCCACUAGCAAACGUGGUAGACCUUGGUAUGGAAGGCCUCUAGCCCAGCGUUUCCCAAUUGGUGUUCGUUCCGCGGAACACCAAUUGGAGUUCCGCCAAAAGGUUUAAAAAAUAAAAUGGUGGGUGGUGAGGGAGCAGUGAGCAGUAAUCUCCCUGCUCAGUUCCCUUGCACGCCCAGCAGGGUUGCUGGAGCCAGAAUAUGAUGUCACUCAGGCUCCGGUAUUACUAAGAGGCGCGCAAGGGAGCUGAGCAGGGAGAUCACUACUACCUCGCCACCCACCAUUUUAUUUUUAAACCUUUUGGUGGAACUCCAACCGCUCAUCAGCCCCACUGUACCCCAGGGACUGCACACUCAGCACGCCAGCCACUCAGCAGCCCCACUGGACCCCAGGGACUCCAUGCCAGCACAAAGGUAAGGGGGCUAGUUGGAGCAAACUGUAAAAAAAUAAAUAAAAAAAAUUGUAUUUGUAUCUGUUAGGGAGUUUGUAUGUGUUUGUAUGUUUGUCAAAGAGUAUAUGUGUGGUUUUUCAGUGAGAGUGAGUGUGUGCUUGUCAGUGAGUGUGUGAGAGUGUAUGUGUUUGUCAGUGAGAAUAUAUCUGUUCUUGUCAGUGAGUGUAUGUGUUUGUAUGUGUGUCUGUCAGAGAGUUUGUGUGUCUGUGUGUGUCAGUGUGUGUCACUGUGUGUAUCUAAGUGUGUAUAUGUGCCUGUGUGUGUGUGUAUAUGUCAGUGUGUGUAUGUGCCAGUGUGUAUCUGUGGGUGCAAGUGUGUGUGUAUAUGUCACUGUGUGUUUCUGAGUUUGUGUGUAUUUGUGAGUCAAGAUGUAUGUCAGUGUGUAUCUGUGUCAGUGUGUAUCUGUGUGCCACUAUGUGCACAAUGACACAGAUACACACACCGGCACAUACAAACACAGAUACACACACUUUGACACACAGAUACAUAUACACACACACACACACACACAGAUACACACUGUGUGUAUAUCUGUGUGUCACUAUCUGCCAGUGUAUGUAUAUCUGUGUGUCAGAUUCAUACACACUGGCACAUACAAACACAGAUACACACACCUUGAUACACAGACACAUACAAACACAGAUACACACACUUUGACAUACAGAUACAUACAUACACACACACUGUGUGUCAAGGUGUGUGUAUCUGCGUGCCACUAUGUGCCAGUGUGUCUCUGUGUUGUGUGUCAGAUACACACACUGGCAUAUACAAGCAUUGACACACAAAGGCACAAUUUUUUUUCUGGGGGAGAGAGGGUUCCAUGAUGUUGAUACACUAUGUCAAAGUUCCAUGGAAAAAAAAAAUUGGGAACCCCUACUCUAGCCUAUUCAUCAAGUUAACAUAGUCAAGCACACUAAAUUUUAAUUAGAAAAGUCAUCUAAAUAGGGUUCCCGUAAAUCUCAUUGGUUUAAUUAAAUUCACAGUGGGUAAAUAUCCAAAGAACUCUGAUAAGGAAAUUAGAGCAAUUACCUUCUCUUCAGUCCUUCCUGAUAUUUGUAAUUUAGUUUAAAUACAUAGAUAAAUGCUGUCCAUUAGUAUCCAAGGUAUCAAAUGAUGGGGCAAGUGUCCCAAAUUAAUCAAAUAAAGAUAGAGGUUAACCUAAAUACUGGAAAAAGGAAAAAAGAAUAAGCCAAAAUCUUCUCACAUAAGUGAGGAGAGGGCUCCCUGGAUAUAUACCAGUAUCUAAAGUAAUGGUGUGAUCUCUGUGGUGGAGACAAAUGUAACAAAAACUUAUAAGCAAAAUGGCUCUAUACAUAAAUUCCUUAGCCUUGUAAGGCUAUUCCUAUAUUAGGUGAAACAGGUCUACCACACAGUAUACAUGACUGGCUUAAUUAUUGGUAAAAAGUAGAUCCAGUGUAAGGUAGAUACUGUAUGUAUAUUAGUCAGAUUUGAGAAAAGAUCAUCACAGUAUGUGGAUCAAAAUAAUAAUCAAAGUAAUUAUGCCAAUAGUAUCGAUAAUACUAGCAUGUGUUACUUCUGAUGUUGUGAUAGUAAUUGCAGGAUAGUACCAAUAUAUGUACAAAGAUAUACGUCUGUCAAGUGAUGUGCUUAAUACAGAGUCAAAGGGUGUGUUAACUCAGCAUGGAUGGUCUUCGCAUAGACUGGUAAGAAGGGGAUAUAAGGAGGAAAAUUGUAGUAAGCCUCUCUCCCUUUAAAUCUGACUAGAUAGAAAAUUAGGAAAAAAAGAGGAAGAAAUGAUUGCAACAGAAACUUAAAUUAUUUACAAACUAACUGUAUACAUAAACAACCUGAUGUGACAGGUCUACUAAACAGUGCACAUGACUUGCUUUAUUAAAAAUCGGCCAAAAUGGGCCUGGAUAACCUAAAUACUGGAUGUUGGCUAAAAUGUUAAAGGGAAUCUGUCACCACAUACCUGGCACUCUGCUUUCCCACCACAAGCUCAUUACUUCUGUAACACCUACCUCUGGUCCACCCGUGCUCUGACCUGUCUCUUCAUUGAUUUGCCGUGCUUGUGUACAUAUCCCCAAGCAGGGUAAACCUCCUCCAUGAUGCAGUUCCUAUUGCCAGUGCUAGCAGACAGCGGUAGCAGAAUUUACCACGCGCUGUGGUUGCUAUGGGUGGAGAGCAGAAGGACUGCCUGUGGGUGGUCUUUUCUGCUCCUCUUUAUCAAACAAUUAAUUGGCAUAGAGUCUAUGCUGAAGAAUUGAUUGACAGGUAGUAGAAAAAAAAACUAUUUAUAAACGGACACUUUAGGCACCCAGAACCAGAGAAACUGCAAUGUUUAUUUUACAGAGUUAAAGUGACAAUGUUACCGUUUAGCGAUUUUGCUGAAUUUGCAAAAAACCCUGGUGACGGUUGUCGAGAUUGACAGCAUAGUCAAAAUGAGUAUUUUAUAUCUUUAUGAAAUAUUCAAUUUUCAGCGGGGCUGACAGUGUCUCUAUAAAACUGCCUUCAUCUCACCAGAGAUGCUUCCUGCUGUUUCCCAGAGUUUAACUUUGUGAAACGACGCUGGACGUCUUCAUACAAAGCAUCUUGAAUAACCCAAUAGAAAAGCAUUGAUUCACUGCUUUCCUAUGGCUAAGGCCUAAUGCACACACUCCCGUGCUGGUAUCAGGUAAAUGUUUUAAAUAAUUUUCAACCCUUUAACUGAUGCCACAAGAGAUGGGGUUGCAAAGAGACACUAUAGUGUUAGGAAAACAGCUUUGUAUUUCUAACACUAUACUGUGCCUUUAAAUAGGUUAUUCUCCUGUUAUAUACAUUUGCGAGCAAAACAAAGUAAUGUGCCGACAUGUACCGAGUUGUGUGAGAAGGGAGCUUUAGAGAUUUCUUUAGAAAACCUUUAGGCUCUAGGUGUCUUCUAAAACAAAAAGAAACAAAAAAAAAUGUUAUGUCCCAUGAAUUACAUUCUAGGAAAAUAGAAAUAUAUAUAUAUAUAUAUAUAUAUAUAUAUAUAAAAAAAAAGUCAGCAUUUGAGCCAAAAUGAAACUAAUGUAUUUCUGCAAACAAUGUAUUUCACAAUAUAUUUGAUGUAAUUGGUAUUUCCCAAAGACUCCGCGCACAGUAUUGUGUACGCUCAGCUGAUGCAGCAAAGUGAAACCACUAUGAAUUAGGUAAUCUGGGGAAUUAUUUGAAGUGUACACAGUUCAGUAUGACAUCUCCUGUUAACCGUUACUGGGUAUGGCUGAUACCCAAUGCUGAGGGUAUAAAUAUAGUUUAAAAAAAUGUCUGAUGGCUUUACAGUUAAAAGGUCUUGUUUACAGAUUGCAGCAUUGCAUCUAUGGAUGUAUGGGUGGGGGGGGUCAGUCUGUGUGUGUAUGGUCUGUGUUUGUGGGGGGGUCAGUCUCUGUGUGGGGUUCAGUCUGUGUGUGGGGGUCAGUCUGUGUGUUGGUGGGUCAGUUUGUGUGUUGGGGUCAGUUUGUGUGUGUGUGUGUGUGUGUGUGUGCGCAUGGGUCAGUCUGUGUGGGGUGGGUCAGUCUGUGUAUGUGUACAAUUCAAUCUGUGGGUUUGUAUGGUUCAGUCUCUGUAAGUGGUUGAGAUCAAAGAGAGAUACCUCUUAUCUUGUGUCCUCCCCUGUACCCAAUGGAUAGGCAGCCUUCUCAACCACCACAAAUCUGAUUGAGCCACCCCCUCCCUGCAAGGUAAGAUGAGGGGAAAGGGGAAUAUUCUUUUUCUUUUUUCUUUUUUUUUAAAACAAUUAUUAAAGUAAAAAUUGUAAAGCUCUUCCCCAUCCCACUCUCUACACCCCCUCACAGAGAGUGAGCCCCCUACAUACAGAACACUCCCUAUAUAUAAUAAUUACAGCUCCUUAAUAAGCACACAAUGCAUUCCCAAUACACAUACACUCACAAUGCAGCCCCAAGAUGCACACGCACACACUUUACAGGCCAUUUCAGCACACACACACAUUUUUUCACGCACUCACAAAUUGCUAUACUUAUUUUAAUUAAAAUCCACCCAGCCUACCUUUGGGAGAGCUGAAUGGAUCUUUCCCUGAUGUCCAGUGUGUCUCCUCUCAGUCUUCCUGCAGUUUCUCUCUGCUCCCAUGCGUGCUCUCUGUAGUGAUGCUGGAGCCGGAGUGAUGUCAUGUCACUAAACAGCGCGCAAGGGAGCAGAGAGGAACUGCAGGAAGGUUACUGCUCCCUUAUGUGCCGCCUCGAUGCUUCCAGUGGCAGCUUGCUUUAAUGUUUCCUGCCCGGCUCAGCAAAGGGCUGACAAAUUCCAGGAGCCAUGGCGCCUGAAAUUUGUCGAUCCCUGUGUAUGUAUGUGUGUGUAUAUAAUAUGUGUGUGUACGACUGCCCCCCUACUUUUGUAACUGCCCCCCUACUUUUGUGUCCGUCAGUCCCCCUUUCCCCCCCCCGUAUGAAUCCUGGAGACACCACUAAACCCCUCAAAGGUGAACUUCUGAAAUAAAAGGGAAUCAUGACGGAAUAUUAAGGGGUUAAUGAUCAUAACAAUGUUGCUAACAGUCUUAUUUGAUUUUGUUUAGAAAGUGUACAUGGAGUAAUUGGUUAUAGAGUAAACCAGCAUCUCCUGCUAGAGAAGAUUAAAUGUAGCAGAUGUAGCCACGAGCACCCCGUGUGACCCAACUAAGCUGUCGCGCCAUAAAGCUGUUUGACAUAUUACUGCGGCAUGGUGCCAGUGCACUCCUGGCACUAUAACCACUGCAGCCGGCUAUAACUGUUAUUGUAGUUGGAGUGUUCCUUGAAGUUUAUAUACUUAAUGAGCACAUUCACUGUCAUCAUCAUCAUCAUCAUUGUUUUGUAGAAUUGAAUGUAUGGCCUUUUCCUUUCAUUUAAACUGUGGAUGGUUGAAUCAUUGCAGCUUACCAUUUCACAUAGGGCCACCAUAUCAUGUAUAAAACAUUAUGUAAUAGAAAACAGAAAUACUUGAUGGCAUAAUCUUUUCUAGGACAUAAACCUCAUCAUUAAAGUGGAACUGUCACUUUGUUGAAUUUGCAAAGACCCCGUACAGUGACUUAGCCGCUGGGGUUUUGGUGCCCAAUGGGGGGACAAAGAAAGGGGAGUUUAACUUACCUGAACUUGUCCAUUGUUGGCGCCUACAUCAUAUUCUGACUGAUCCUUUUCUGCUCCUGGUGCUUCAGUGCCAGGAGGUGACGUCACGGCUGUACUCUCAUGUAUGGAUGUGUGAGAUUACAGCAUUGUGUUCUAUGGAGUAUCCCGCGGUCUCCAUAGACAGAGCCAAUUUCCUGCGGUCAUCACUGGUGGGGGGUUGACACCUCUUGACAGUGGUAGCUCUGCCCAGUGUCAAGAAAUGUCAGGCGUAAGAAACACUGCUAAGACAAAGUAGUCCCAACUUUCUCAGUAUAUCUUUUGACUGGCUUGGAAUUUCAGUGAAAUACAGUCAAUAUGAGUAUUUGAUAAAUAUUUUAUCUUUAUGAAAUACUCAAUUUGUGGGGGAAGUGUGACAGGGCUUCUUUAACAUGGGGACAUAGCAGUGUUUCAGUAGAAUCAGUGCAGGUAAUAUCAAACACAAAUCAAGGGCAAAUCUGGAAAAACAACAUUUAUGGAGGAACAGUGUGAAUAGAUUCAUGCAAUAGAAGUACCAAAUUAAGGUGGAAAAUGAGGGAUACAAUCCACUUUGAAGAACCUGUACAAUUAUAAAUUUAAUCUAUAACAUUAAUAGGAUAUGUUGCAUUUAAUCCUGAAUACAAGAGCACCAAUUGUGAAAAUCAGUAGACAUAUUUGCAUUAGAUAAUUUAAGUUUACGAUUGCAGCCAGCUCUUGUGUAAACUAACAUGCCACAGAGUAAAAGGAAAGAUUCAAGAUCCUGUAAUUUAACACCUGGUAUGUUCCUGGCAUUGGCAGCAGUUCCUAACAUUGAGCAUGUGAAGAAGGCAUGGACGUCUCAUGCUCCUAGUCCUAGAGAGGAAGUUAACAUGCAUUCUUGUUUGCUUUUCAACACACUAUAGACCAUUAAAUCUCUGGGGUUCGAGAGACCUAGCAAUUACUGAAAUAAAUACAUGCUGUCUAGCAUCUUUUAUAUAUAUAUAUAAAAGAAAAAACCCUAAAGGGUAUGGUGGAUAAAAAAAUUGUGAUUGAAAACCCCUUCCACCUGAAGUCUGUGGAUUUUGCUUUCCAAGCACUACCAAGCCUCAAUAAGCAAACCAGUAACCAACCUCAUGCUGAUGAUUUGCAUUAACAAUGAAACAGAUGUCCAUGAGUGGUUCACUGGCUUUGCAUCUUCUCCCAAGUUGUGUUCCAAACCUGUUGUAUACAGCCAGUGGCGUUACUGGGGGGGGGGGGUAGAGGGGCCACAGCCCCCCCUACAUCAUGCAGUGCCCCCCCAAUUGAAAUUGAAGUUGGGAGCACUGCGUCUCCCUUCACAAGCUGCAGCAACACUGUUACUGGUGGACUUUUCCCACGUGCGGCAAGAGAGGGCGCUGUGCUGGGAGGACUUUCUCCUGGGUCAUAGAAAGCAGCGCAGGGGAGAGACCGGGAGAGGAAGCUCAGCUCUGCACAGAAGCAUCAAGCAUCCAGGCAGCUGCUGGUAAGUGUUUAUGUGUGUGUGGGUUGUGAGGGGGGUCAGUCUGUGUGGGGGGUCAGUUUGUGUGUGUAUGGAUCAGUCUGUGUGUGGGGGUGGGGGCUCAGUCUGUGUCUGUGGGGGUCAUUUUGUGUGUAUGGGUGUGGGGGGGUCAGUGUGUGUGUGAGGGUUGGGUGUUCAGUCUGUGUGUGGGGGUCAGAUUUUGUGUAUGGGUCAUUCUGUGUGGGGUGGAUCAGUCUGUGUGUGAGGGAGUCAGUAUGUGUGAGUAUGUGUAUGGGUCUGUGUGAGUGUGUGGGUAGGUCAGUCUGUGUGUGUGUGUGUGUGUGUGUGUGGGAGUCAGUCUGUGUAAGAGAGCAGUCUGUGUGGGUGUAGGCCAUUCUGUGUGGAGUUGGUCAAUAUGUGUGUGUAUGGGUCAGUCUGUGUGGGUGUGUGGGGGGGUCAGUCUGUGCGGGUGUGUGCAUGGGUCAGUCUGUGUGUGUGGGGGUCAGGGGUUCAGUCUGUGUGGGGGUCAGUUUGUGUGGGAGGGUCAGUCUGUGUGUGUGGGGAUGGGGAUGGUUCAGUCUGUGUGUGGGGGUCAGUUUUUGUUUAUGGGUCAUUCUGUGUGUUUGAGGGGGUCUGUAUGUGUGUGAGGGGGUCAGUAUGUGUGUGGAGGGUCAGUCUGUGUGAGUGUGUGCAUGGGUCAGUCUGUGUGGGGUGGGUGGGUCAGUCUGUGUGUAUGGGGUCAGUUUGUGUGUAUGGGCCAUUGUGUGUGUAUGGGGGUGUCAGUCUGUGUGUGGGGGGGGGGUCAGUCUGUGUGUGUAUGGGUCAGUCUGUGUAAGUAUGGUUCAGUCUGUGUAAGAGAGCAGUCUGUGUGCGUGUAUGGGUCAGUCUGUGUGUGGGGGCGCAGUGUGUGUGUAUGGGUCCGUCUAUGUAUGUGUAUGGGUCCGUCUGUGGGUUUGUAUGGGUCAGUCUGUGGGUUUGUGUGGGUUUGUAUGGGUCAGUCUCUACGUGCUGUAAGUGCUUGAGCUCCAAGAGACAGAACUCUCAUCUUGUGACCUCCCCUGUACCUGAUGGAUAGGCAGCAAGUUUUGUGGGGUGUUCCUGGUAUGCAGUGGUUAGUACCAACCAAAAGUCGUACAACGAAUGACAAACCGUGAACUAGGGUCUUGGGCGCCCAAGUCUCAUUGAUGCAUAUGGGGAGCCAAGGCUAGCUCAUCUGGUCCAAUCACAGAAGAGCUAGUGUAGAUCAAACUGCUGAAAAACAUAAUGCUGGCCAUGAUAGAAAGUACAGUGCAUCACAGUUUGCUAAGUAUAAGGCUGCGUAGCUGCAGACAGGUCAUAAUGACCCUGUCCUAAUGCGCCUUCAAUGGGGACGUGAACUAGACAAUGGAGCAAUGGGAGAAGUUUGCCUGGUCUGAUGAAUCAUGUUUUCUUUCAGAUCAGGUGGAUUGGUGGGUAUGUGUGCAUCAUUUACCUGUGGAAGAAAUGGCAGCAGAACCCACUAUUUAAAGAAGGCAGGCCAGUGGAUGCAGUGUUAUGCUCCGGGCAAUGUUCUGCUGGGAAACCUGCUGGGAGUCCUGGCAUUCAUGUGGAUGGUACUUCAACACAUACCACCUACCUAGAGAAUGUUGGAGGCCAAACACACCCCUUCAUGGCAAUGAUGUUUCCUGAUGGCAGGAUAAUGCACCCUGCCAAACAGCAAGAAUUGUUCAGGAAUGGUUUGAGGAACAUAACAAAAAGUUUAAGGUGUUGCCUUGGCCUUCAAAUUCCCCAGAUCUCAAUCCAAUUUAGCAUCUGUGGGAUGUAUAUGAACAAGCCAUCCAAUCCAUGGAGGCACCACCUCAUAACUUGCAGGCCUCAAAGGAUCUUCUGCUAAUGUCUUGGUGUCAGAUACCACAGGUCAUGUUCAGAGGUUUUGUGGAGUCCGUGCUUCGGUGCAUCAGAUCUGUUUUGGCAGCACGAGGGGUACCUACAAGAUAUUAGGCUAGAGGUUUUAAUCUGAGGGCUGAUCACUGUAUGUCUUUUGUUUGACAUUGUUAUUUGUCUUGUGUACCUAUUGUACAGAGCUGCAGAAUAUGUUGGCGCUAUAUUAAUACUUGUAAUUGCAUAGUAUAUUGCAUACAGUACUGCUGAUUAUGCUGGUGCUUUACAAAUGAACAAUAGUAGCUUUACAGCAACUAAUAUAUCUGCAUCUUAAAAUAGUCCUUGUUUGCAGGGUUACGUUUUGGCUAUAUAAAUAUAUUUCUUUCACAGCACAGUAAUAGGAGAAAGGGAGAUAUUCUGCUGUAAACAGUGACCUCCUUUAUUUAGUAACUUAGCAGAUGCCAGCAGAAGGCUUCAUGUUGGUGGCCUUGUAUUCUUAAAGUAGUCUUUUGCAUAGCUCAUACUCAAAUCAGCGGGUUAGUUCUAAAUUUUGGUACCUAUUGUAUCACGCUCAGCCUAUAUUUCUUUCCUGACAAAGUGAAAUCCAGCCUUGCUAAGCAAAUGUUUUAUACUCAAUCAAGCAUAUGGCUCGCUUAUCAUUAAGGCUUCAGUCUGUUUGCUUUAAAUACCUGUGCCUGGAAUAAGUUAUUCUUAAAAUUGUGUUUUUAAUGAGUUGAAUGUGGACAUGGAACUGAUUCUGUUUCUCUUACUGUUUCUAAUGUGCAAGCUUAAUCCUUCCAGCCACUUUCAACUCAAUGAACUUUCAGUAUGAACUUAGUACUAUUAUUAGAGACCAAAUGUCUCUGCACAGGCAUGUGUCUACUCUAAAGUGUACAUUUUGGUAGAUUUAUGCAUUUAUGCCCAUUGUUAAAGAGAGCACAGAUUUUUCUUAUAAAUUCUGCUGUGUUUUAUUUAUUUUAUAUAUUUAUUAUGGUUCAUGAUUACUCAGGAUUACUUGUUAGUGGGAUGGACAACAUGAUAAUUGUGGGUAUACUGAUGAUAAUAAUGCCAUGUUUUCAUUUUGUAGUGAUUUAGUGGGACUACCAGCAAGUUAUAUUGUUUAUGACUCAAUUUAAAGGAACACUCCAAGCAACAUAACUAUUGAUCUCAAUAAUGGUUAUGGUGCUUGGUGUAUCCUAGUGCUGUCCCAGCAUAAUCUGUCAAGCUGUUUUAGGGCAGUAUGACACUUACCUGGAUCCUGUUGGCUUCCCAUGUUACUUCUGGUCAUAGUUGGUUAUAGUGCAGGAGUGUUCUUUUACAGAUGGCAAAGUAAGUACUGCUAUGUUGUAUCAUAUGUUUAUUAGCAUUUUAGUAUAUAUUGCUAUAAGCUGCAAUGCAAAGUUGCAGUGGCCUUUCGUUAACUAACAUUCAAAUUCUCCCCCCACCCCCCCAACUUUCUAAUGACAUUACUGGAAAAAAAAAAGAUUAUUGACUUACCUCAAACCAACGCUUAGACUGGAUGGAGAAAUGUUAAAGUCCCUCCCUUUCCUGAAAAAUUGGUAUUUCAUAAAGAUAGAAUGUUUAUGAUAUACUCAUUUUGACUGUAUGAGGAUUUCACUGAAAUUCAAACCAGGUCAUGAGAUAUAAAGAGACAAAGUAGGGACUACUUUGUCUCAGUAUAUUUUCUCCGUCUGACCUUCUUAGACACUGGGCAGAGCUACAGUGUCAAUCCCGACAGCCAUCACCAGUGACUGUUGCAGGGAAUUUGCUCUGUUUAUGAAGGAUCCCGCAGUCUCACAGAUCCCCCAUAGACCACGAGGGACAGGUUCAGGUAAGUAAAGCUCACCUUUACCUGUCACUCCCGCGCCCGGCCACCAGACCACCAGUGUCUUUGCGAAUUCUGCAAAUUCCCCAGUCGAUCACAGACAACUUUAAAUAGUACCAAAAACUAACUUUAUUAAAUUACACUAUAGGCACCUAGACCACCUAAUCUCAAUAAAAUGGUCUGGGUGGCAUGUCCCUGUAGUUUUAAUCCUGCAACUGAAAACAUUGCCAUUUUGCAGUCACACUGACAGCCACUAAGGGCACUUCUGCCUCUCAUAUGCCCAAGCCUCCCAAUGUUUCCCUAUGAGGAAAUAGGGUGAGAUCAUCUAUACUGUAAAGUAAGUAAAGCUCCCCUUUCAAACCCUCACAUGACAGGAAGAGGGAAAACCUAAAUAGGUAGCAGGGCAUAUUUGUAUUCGUAAUGCCAUAGUGUUCCUUUAAAGGACCACUAUAGUGCCAGGAAAACAAACUCGUUUUCCUGGUACUAUAGUAUUAAUAGGUCCCCCCCACCCUCAUGGGCCCCCUCCCGCCGGGCUGAAGGGAGAGGGAGGGGUUAAAAUCUUACCUUUCUCCAGUGCUGGGCUCCCUCAGUGCUGGGGACUCUCCUCCUCCUUCGGAUGUCAUUGGCUGAAUGUGCAUGCGCGGCAAGAGCCGCGCGCGCAUUGUCAGUCCAUAGGAAAGCAUUUUUAAUGCUUUCCUAUGGACGCUGGCGUCUUCUCACUGUGAAGCGCCUCUAGCGGCUGUCAAUGAGACAGCCACUACAGGCUGGAUUAACCCAUAUGUAAACAUAGGAGUUUCUCUGAAACUGCAAUGUUUACAGCAGGCAGGGUUAACCCUAGAUGGACCUGGAACCCAGACUACUUCAUUGAGCUGAAGUGGUCUGGGUGCCUAUAGUGGUCCCCUUAAGGACACAUGACAUGUGUGACAUGUCAUGAUUCCCUUUUAUUCCAGAAGUUUGGUCCUUAAGGGGUUAAGCAUAUCAUAAAGUUAUUUAUUUUUAUUAAGGCUUUCAUAAGAAACAGACACAGCAUGAUUUCUUUGAAAAGGAAAUGGUACACCUUAUUAAAAUUCUGAGCACUUCAGCAAGGAAUGAAACCCAAGUCCUUUCUCUAUUAUUAUUAUUUCAAUAUGCCUUAUACAGUGAAAGCAGUUGCUAUUUUAUGAGUUGGAAUGCAAGAACAGCUAAUUUGAUUUGGGCAAUACGGGCACCAUUCCAUCUUCCAUUGUUUACACUCUGUGCAUAAUCUCACCCUGGGCUAAGACUAUCCUGCUCCUGACUUUGCACAAGCUAUAUGCAUGAAAUGUUGUGGCUCAGCGAGAUUCCGUGUCAAGUGAGCAGCUGUUCCUCCCCGUGUACAGUGCAUGCACAACUCAUGUAGCCGUGAAUGACUUCCCCAUGAUCGAGCACACUAUUGGCCGAGAUUUCCAAGAAAUUUCAGGAGAGUCAGCUUGGUCUGCACAAGAGGAAGAAAACAUGUUUUCAUUCUGUUCAGCAUCGUAUAGCACUGCAUUCUUUGGAUUGCAUAACUUAAAAAAAGAAUACAGAGAGUUUGCAUGUUUCUGCGGGGGUACAGCAACAAAAAUAUUAUGAUCUUGUGGAAUGUUUUGCUGGAACAGUUCAUUAUGUACGCUUACUGAACUGGAAGUCAAUAUUUGUAAUAUUAUGUUAUGAAAAUUUUAAAACAUAUUGAAAUAUUAUAGUUACUAUGCAAGCAUAUACUAGUAACUAAAGAAAAAAAAGUUACUUGCGCACUACCCCAAAUCCCUAUGCACAUUUAGUUAACUGGAGUUUAUUUUUUUUUUAUUUUUUUAGUAUCACUCCAGUGGCCAUUCAAGUGUAAGCUCCCUUGCCAAGAUAAGGCAAACCCUCUGAGGUGAGCCAUACAUUAACCCUUAAUAGGUUUAUUAACUGUGAAGGGGGGUAAAAAAAAAAUGCCCCUCUCUGUCUCAUUUGAGAUUUUAUCUUUUGGCUGAAACCAGCAAGGUGAAUUCUUAGUGUAGGACUCACCUAAGAGGUUUUGCCUUAACGUGGCAGGUGGGCUUACACUUGAAUAGGCAUUAAGGAUACUAAAAAAAAACUCCAGUUGUAGGAUUUGCGAUAGUGCGCAGAUAACUUUUUGACGUGUACUAUAGUCAUUGCUGCCAUUCAGGAGUAGUGGGAGUUUGAGCUCAGGAUUUAAUUUUGUAUGUUUGUAUAUACUAGUAAUUGCCAUUAAUUAUUAAUAACACAUAUCUAGUGCUCUAAUAUGCACAUACAGUAGAACCUUGAAACUUGAAUGGUCCCUCACCCGAAAAAUUCGGUAGUCGAACAAAAAAUUUCUCUGUACACGAACGAUCCUCGGUACCCGAACAAACCAUGCCACAAACAUGAUCAAUUAUAAAGCUUUGUCUCACUUUAGACACAUUUUAAAUGCCAGAACAACAGUUGCCUAUCCCCAUCCAAACAAUAAUAUCUCUUCUCCUUUCCACUUACGCCAUUAACUCUCAUCAUUACAGGUAAGGUGAAGUUACAUUUUCCUUUCAUUUACUGUAUAAUUUGUGUUUAUUUUUUUUUUCUAAAUGAUUUUAUGCAUGUAAGGUAUUAUUAAACUGUAAAAUUUGUGUUAAAAUGCUGUAAUAUUGGGGUUCUUAAACGCAUUAAUCAAAUUUACAUUAAUUCUUAUGAGAGAUUUUGAUUCGGUUCUCGAACAAAUCGGAACUUGAACAACCUUCUUGAAAGGAUUAAGUUAGAGUUUCACUGUAUAUGUAAACAUACAUUAAGUCACAUUACAUUUUCUGUUUAUCAUCAGGCUGGCUGUGGCAACUCUUGCAUGCUUAAAAUUUUAUCUUCCUCGUCCAUCUGAACUUGUCCUGUUCCAACUACAAUGAUAGCUUGUAGCCCAGUAUUUACAGCUGCUGCCACUGUGAUAUAUAUUACAUAUCUUGAAUUCGAAUAUGACUUAGGAUCAUCAAUUAUACAAAUAAUUCCAUUAGACAACACAUGUUUCUAUAUGUUGUGUUUUUAUAGGAUGUCUGGGGACAUCAAACCAGGCUAUUUACAAAAGUGUGUAUUGUUGAUUAUUCAAAGUGAAUUAAAAGUGAAUUUAAAAUUAUAGAACAAAAUAGCUAAAUUGGAAAAAAAAAUCCAAUUCAGCAAUAUUUUUUUAGUUUGACUAUUUUGGCCUAAAACUUGAAAUUCAAUUAGAAUUUCUGACAAUUCUUCCUUUAGUGGAUAAACACUGUUAAACAGGCUCUGUCACUUCUGGAUAUAAUCUUUAUUAAAUACUCAUGCUGACUCAAUCCAAAGAAAUCACAAGCCAAGGUAGGGGAUACUUGUUUUAUGGGCAAGUCUGAGGUUGAGAAAAGUUGUCCAUUGUCAACUCUUGUCAAAUGCCAGCGGCUGUCACAAGCAACAGCUGUGGGAAUAAACCCUCCUCUUGCAUGCACGUGUGUACAGCACUGAAACAACUCCUGGCAGUUGAAACACCUGAGAUUAAGACUGUCCCCUAGAAAAAGAUGGCCCUGGCCUGGACACACCGCUUUGGGGCAGUAUACCUACCUUCCACUUCACCCUACGGCUAGCAGACCUUAAGCGGAGUUGUCACUUUUUGGGGUCUUUGCAUAGUCUGCAUACCUGACAGAUUUGCUUUAAAGGUAGACAAAACAAGCCAACCAGAGCCUCAACUUUUUAGAUUAUUUUAAUCUGAAUAAUACUCACAGAAUUGGGUAAAUUUGUUUCUUACUUACUUUUGCAGAAACAAGAAAAUAUUUUUGACUUGUUUUCAGUGGCUGAAAAAGAGAUAUAUUUCUCCAGAGUCAAAUGAAUGUCUAUAAAAGGUAGAAUACAAAACUAAUGGCAAAACAAUGAAUAAUUGAACAAUUAAAAAACCAAACAAACAAGAAAUAACUGAUCAAUUUUAAUUACUGUCUAAAACAUGGUUAUCUAUAAAACACUUGUGGUUUUAUAAUAAUUCCCUCAGUCGAAAGGAAUGCAUUUUGUGUACAGAAAUAUGCACAAUAUGUGUUUUACUCUGUCAACCCACUGACCUCCGUAGAAUUCGGAGAAGAAGCAAAGCUAUCUUUAUCUCGGAGGGAACAGGCAUAACUCUUGACUGUUUAGACUGCAUUUUUGCAUGGUUUUUAAACCAUUCUGUGAUCUUGAUCUUGAUCUUGUUUUGUUUUGUUUUUUAACAAGAGAAGUCAGUUAAAGGGAUAUGAAGUAGUUAGGGUGCCUAGAGGUCCCUUUAAGCUUUUGUGCAGUUAAGAUAACAAUCUAUUAGAAACUCCUAGCAGUGUUUUUACAACUUUGUUACCAGUAUUCAGUUGGAUAUAAACCCUCCUUACACAAACACUUCUUCAUAUGGUAGGGAAAAAAAGGAUAAAUAUAAAAGAAGACAAAAGUUAUAAAAUUAAAAUUGGAAAGAAAUUCAAAAAUAUCCCAUAGUGGAUCAAAUUCUGAAUAUAUUUUAAAAGAUGAUGAUAAUAAAAAGAUGUUGGAAGUUUUGAAGCAAAACUGGGAUGAAAAAAAACAACAAAACAGUAUUGUGGAUCGAAUGGGUGAUCGUCCAAAUUCCCGAGCAAUGAGUUGAAAUGUAGGCAAAUCAUGAACCAAACAAAUCACACAAUGGACUAGCAUGUUCAUUUUGAUUUGUUAUUUAAAAUUUUAUCUGUGGUGCCAAAAAAAAAAAAAAAAAAAAGAGAUUAUUGAUAGGAAAAAAGAUGUUUGAUGGUUGAGAGGCAGCCACCAAAUGUUGAUUGUAUUCCUAGAUCAAUUGAGAAGAGAUAUAGGAUCUGGAUCUGGUGUCUUACAUGUGGAGAUGCCAGGGGACUAUCCCCAGGCAGUGCAGCACAUCCUCAGCUGGGCUCUCUGUAGAGCUGUUAGUCAGCUGGUGUGUGUAAGCGCUAAGCUGACAUGCCCCUUCAGUUGGUGACGUUCCCCCUUUCAGGGUCCAUCAGCAUUUUAUGGGCAUGACCAGUGAAGCAACACCUCCAGGAGACCUCCACAGAUGUUGAGAGGUAGAGCUAUACUAUUGGUCUUUAGUUUUUCAUAGGUUCAUAGAUAACCCCUCUACAGUUUUGGUUGAGUACAUUUAUUGGCAUUUUAAUCACCAUAAUUAAUCUAGCCUUCUAUAGUGGGUAUGAUGCCAGCAAGCCCAUGGCACAGUGCCUCAGUUAUCAUCACCAUAGCCAAUGAAUGCCAUUCCUACUUGGACAAAAUUGAUACUCGUGUCUGCAUUAGUGAUAUGGACAACAUGAUAUGGAUUGUGCUCAGAGUGUACCUGUAAUGUGAGAUGUAACACAAACCAUUCUCCCCCUCAGUGCUGUAUAUAGCUAUGAUUUUCUGAAUAGGUGUCCAGUGCGUUUCUAUGUGAAAAAUAUUUAGGCAUGAUUGGUAUGAAUUCCUAUAAGUUUAUCACGGUUUCAUAUGAAUAUCGGCAUUGGUAAUAGGGUAUCGGCCCGAAAGUCAUCUGAUAAUCUAUAUAGGCAUUGGCUCUGGAAAAUUAGAUUGGUUGAUCCCUACUUAGUAGUUAUCUUGCAAAGUAGGGAUCGACCAAUAUUGAUUUUUUUAGAGCCGAUACAGAUAAUCUGUGAACUUUCAAGCCAAUAGCCGAUAGCUUACCGAUAUUCUGUACAUUUACCGUAUUUUGUUUUUGCAAAUCUUUUUUUUUUUAUUAAGUGGUAAAUGCACAAAAUAUACAUGCCAGUCAGUUUUUUUUGUAUGUUUUCAAGAAUAUUUAUGUGUUUGUGUAGUGGAUGCAAUGUGUUUGUGUAGUGGAUACAUUGUGGGUAGUGGAUGCUGUGUGUGUGUUUGUGUAGUGGAUGCAGUGUGUUUGUGUGUAAAUAUGUGCGGUAGGAACUCCCCCCCCCCAACCUUACCUGUCUCUUAGUGCCCCCCCAUUCCUUUUAAUGUUACCCUUCUCUUUUAGUGGUGUCCCCUACCCCAGUGUUCCCUUCCCUUCCCUGUACCUUAGUGUCCUCCUUUAAUGUUCCUCUCCCCCCCCUAGUGUUCUUUCCUCCCCUCCCCUGUGUUCUUCACCCCCCCUUACCUGGCCCAUAGUGUUCUUCACCCCCCUAUACAUAUAGAUUUAAAUUCUAUAAAUAUAUUUACAUAAUAUUUUUACAUAAUGAAGUCAUUUUAUUAAUUACAAUUUGAGGGACCUGCCUGACAACCCAGGCAGAAAGUCCAGAGAAUUUGGUAGCAAGCCCUACAUUUAACCCUGUAACUUUCUAGGACAUAGUGUUCUUCACCCCCCUUUCCCUGUCCCAUAGUGUUCUUUUCCCCCUCCCCUGUCCCAUAGUGUUCCUUUCCACCCCCCCUCUCCUAUAGUGUUCCUUACCACCCCUUUUCCCCCAUCGUGUUCCUUACCACCCCUACCCCUUGUCCCAUAGUGUUCCUUUCCACACCCUCUCCCCAAUAGUGUUCCUUACCACCCCCACCCCCUGUCCCAUAGUGUUCUACCACCCUUGUCCCAUAGUGAUCCUUACCGUCCUCCCCCGGUCCCUUAAAGUCCCUCUCCCCUCUUUGGUCCUAGGUGUGUAUCUCCCCUCCUUGGUCCCCGCUCCCCGGUGUGUAUCUUCCCUCCUUGGUCCCCGUUCCCCGGUGUGUCUCAUGGUAGCGUGGCUGAGUGGAGCAGUGCGUACCGCAGUACAGGAAUAUCAGUUUCCUGGGAAUAAUAACCGUGCUGGAUUCAGGACAUAUGUAACUAUUAAUUAUUAUUGCCCAAAAUGUUGCAAAUCUACUAUUAAUAACUUUUAUGUCCUAUUCAGCAAAACAAAAAAACAAUGUGAUAAAAAAAAAACCUGAAUAAAUGGCACUGACAAGGUCACUGUCUGUAUUAUAUGUGAAGAUGAUGAAGAAUGCACUUAUAUCAAUAAGCUCUCCCCAAGCAAGGGUCUGCUUGGUAUCAUCGCUCUGCUAGCACCACCACUGGGCAAUAACAAUGAAUAGUUACAUGUAUCCUGAAUCCACCACUGACAUAGAGGGGAUAGGCGUAUUAUAUUAAUGAUCACACAAUACAGCAGUCUCCCAAACCCCCUUCUUACAUCACAUGCGUUCCGAGUCGACAAACACAGUGUUCUUCCGCAUCUGGGUGCCAGGUCUAGCUGUGCGCGGCCCAUUCACUUCUGAGCGAGAACGAGGCUUGGGAGCAGCAGUGACGUUGGUGAGCGGGCGGAAGGGCAGUCAGCUGUGGGCAGGCGGUGUGUGAAUUGAUGGCAGAAGUGCACUACAGUUGGGCUUGGUGUGUUAUGUAAUAUUUUAGGGACAGGAUGCACAUGGCAGUAUGGUGGUAUAAUGAAUUCUGUCUGGUGAUACACACUGCAGGUGGUCUGUCUCAAUAUGCGCUGGCUGGCAGCCUCCACUCAUUCAUUAUCGGCCUAUCUCUAUUGCAAAGUUACCCAACGUACAUUUGGCACCCCUAGAAAUUAAAAAAAUGUUGCAUUUUUCACACACAAACGGUACUUCCACUGAUGAUAAUAUUGUUGUGAUACAUUUUACUCUUUUGAAACACUAAUAUUUGUGUUCGGCAAAGUCUUCCGAGUAUAACAGUACCCCCCAUGUACAGGUUUUAUGGUGUUAUCAAAAGUUACUGAGUCAAAUAUAAGGCUUGAGUUUCCUUUUUUUCACAUUGAAAUUUGCCAGAUUGGUUAUCUUGCUUUUGAUAGCGUAUGGUAGCCCAGGAAUGAGAAUUACCCCCAUGAUGGCAUACCAUUUUCAAAAGUAGACAACCAAAGGUAUUGCAAAUGGGGUAUGUCCAGUCUUUUUUAGUAGCCACUAAGUCACAAACACUGGUACUGUUUUACACAUGAGACAGCGCCGAAUACAAAUAUGUGUAUUUUAUUGCAGUAAAAGCAAACCAUAUUAUGACAUUCACAGUUAAAAUGUCACGUAGAACUAAAAAAAAUAACAACAUUUCUUAUUUUCUCCACUUUUUUUAUAUUUUAUUCAAAUUAAAUUAUGUUUGAUAGCUAAAUAUUUGAUGUUAAAUGAAAGCCAUUUUUCCCCUAAAUAAAAUGAUAUAUAAUAAGUGUGGGAGCACUUAAUAUGAAAGAGGUGAAUUACGCCUGAACAGACAUAUAGUCAGAUUCCAGGUUUUGUUUACGUUUUGUUUUGAUCACAACGUGUACAUUUGGCUCAGUCCUUAAGGGGUUACUCUAUACAUCCAAUUAUAAUGCAGUGCACAGAGUUAGAUAUAAAAGUGUAAACGAUAUAAUCAUACUUUUAAGUUCAACAUGUGAGUCAGCACUGAUGGAACAGGAUACUUUGUGCAAAUUAUGUUGUUGUAUGAGCAGAUGUAGUUUCUAUUUUCUAUUAAUGUUUGAGUAGUGAAAGUAAAAUAGUCUGGGUCUGGGUGUGUUUUUGUUUUGAGAAAAUUAAAUGUGUGUGUUUGAGAUAAGGAUUUUCACUGCAGCCUGUUUCAAAUGGUUUUCCUAAUAUGCACUAGCUCUGAGCAGAAAUCCAUCUGUAGACAUUUGUUUGGCUUGUUUGAUUAAAGUCAUUCGCAUUAAUAGACAAUAUGGUACAUGCCAUAAAAAGAAGCAAAUGAUACAUGUAAACAUGGACAAUAGCAUACAUAGGAAUGUUGUUUCAUUGAUUUUAUUGCCUUCCUUUAGGUGUUAACAUGUUUAUCUGUGGUUUAAAUCUGGGACCCGGCGUUGCAAUAGACUGGAUUUAGCUAGUAGGGGAAGAACUUGUGCAGUCUACAACAUGCCCAACUGGCUUCCAUAGAAUAGAAUUGAGAUAAAGCAAAAUGAAGAACUGUUAAAGAACCUACCAGUAAAACUAGUCAAAAAGGAACUCGGAGGUGCAGUGCACAUGGUCUACUUGAAUUUUGCAAAAGGUCCCGAUUUGGCCUGUGGUGCUGUCCUUGCAAAAAUGAAUCACAGGGACCUGUCCCACAUUCUCAGAUCUAACAAGCAGUUCAAAUAUGCAGGGCAGAUUUCAUGAUGCAGGAGGGGAUGGGACACUAGAAUAAUGCAAUGAGAGCUUCUGCACUCAGUGCUUGGUCUGCCUUGAGGGUGCAGGCUGUGGGUCAGCCUGGCCAUCCAAUUUAUAGGUGAUUUUGCCUACUUUCACAGACAGGUCUGCCUGCAGCUCAGGGAAUUUCCUCGGUUUUGCAAUGGACAUCUCAAAGUCUAAGGUCAUAUAAAACAAUCUUUUUUUUUUUUUUAGCCCUGUCAGCAAAGAUUUACUCCAAUAAUGUUGAUAUGAAAAUUCUUACUGAAAAAGGUGACCAUUAUUAUUGCAAAGCUAUAGUGCCGCCACACUGAAAUAUCAGACAGAUAAUAAUGAUAGUGCCAUUUAUAAUGAUGAGUUUAAUUUCAUUUUUGUAGACAAUGUUGUACCCUGUGCAACUUUGUACCCCGUACAGUCAUCCCAAAUUAUCAUUGUAGCUUAGAGUUGUACAGACUAAGGAUCACGGUUGUGGGGUACCUACAGCAAUGCUUUAUUAAGAAUGUGACAUCACUACUUCUCCAUUAAUCAUUGUUCAAGAUGAAUGAAUAUGGGUUAUUGGGCUUGUAGUUGGUGUUAGGGAGCUCGGAGUUAGAAGGUGUUUAGCUUUAUGGUUUACUAAGAGUUAGUAUUGGGGGCUUAGAUUAAAGUGGGAUUCAAGAUUUGAGUGUAAACAUAAUGUAGAAUAUAACGCCCAUAAUUCUAAACCUGAAUAUCCACCAGUCCUAAACACUAAUUAAUCCUAAUGUAAGGAAACCGAGAUUGCAGGAUACACUGUUGUACCCCACAUUACUAUAGCAGCAGGUGCAACAGUGCACCCCAGAUUGUAAUGACACUAUCAUUAUAAAUAGGGCUAUGAUGGAUCUAUGGCCUUAACACCGCAGCAACAUUAUACCAUUACUAUAAUAAAUUUUACAGUCACAAUGUUUAAUUGAAUAUUUCAGAGCUAUUAUAAAUUGGAUAGUACUAUCAUAUAUUAUAUAUAUAUAUAUAUAUAUAUAGUAUGAUUAUUCUUGUAUGUUUGUGAGUGUAUAUAUAAACAAGCUUGUGUGUGUGUGUGUGUUUGUGUGUGUGUGUGUGUGUGUAUAUAUAUAUAUAUAUACACUCACAAACAUACAAGAAUAAUCAUUCCUCUGACUGCUAUUAAACCUUUUUUAUAUUUAAAUUUUACGAGAACAUGGUUAAAGAAGACUUGGUAAUAUAUGUGGUAGUUUAGUAUGUCAUAGUUCAUUAAAAUCACUGUAAAACCAAUGUCAUGCUAAAAGUCCACUAUAGGACUGACACAUUAAACUUAAACUUCAAUAAAGUCAGUUAUAUUCACCUGAAAUUGCUCUCUUCAUUUGUUUAGUUAUUGGCUGGAGCAGUGCCCAGGCAUGUACUUUAUGUUAAGAGUUAUUGAGUGCCUUGCUUGUUUGUUGUUUCUAUGUAUGUAUAUGUGUGUGUGUGUAUAUACGGUAUAUAAAAGGAUUCCUCUAACUGCUAUUGAACUUUUAUUUAUGAGAACUUGAGGUUAAAAGAAGACGUGGUAAUAUACAGUCACAACAACAAGUCAUACAGAAAAUGAUUGCUUCAAGGUGGUUCUACGAGCUAUUGAAUCCUAAUAUGUACUUUUCACACAUGGCUUCUCCAGUUUCGAUUUAUAGUAAAUCAUGACAGCUUGUAAUAUGCUGUUUGUUCGUGUUCAUCUAAGGUUGUAUUUACCUAAAUUUAAGACCUAUGUUUUACCUAAUUUUAAGACCUAUAUUUAAAACCAUAGAAUUCAAAGAGGGUGUACUCUCUUUUUCCCGUGACUGCAUGUGGUAGGUUAGUAUGUCAUAGUUCAUUAAAAUCACUGUACUCAAAGUCCUUUUAUCUCCAUGCUUUUGGAAGACGUUCUUUUGUUACGUUUACUGUCUUGGUCAAUGAACCCAUCACCUCCACAACUAGCUGCAGGUUUUGUAUUGAAGCCCAUUAAUGCUUCCAAGACACUAAUUUGAAUACAGUUUUGUUCUCUACAUCAAGGGAAGACAUAGAAAAAGGGAGUUUUUGUUCCCCAUCUUUUGUUAAGAAUGGUUAAUUGUUCCAUCACAAAAGAUAGGAUUAAAAUGGUUGAAUACUUUUGUUUCAAUACAGCACCAUUAGGUAUUUACAAAUAUAAAGAAUAUGUUUCCAAUGUAAAAGCAGAACCUUUAAAUGAUAUUCAGAUGAUUUAAAUAAUACACAGAAUAGUAAAGUGUCACAUUAUUCAUAUUUAAUCAUUGCUUGCUGAAUGGCUACUAUAUAUUUUAUAUAGAAGAACACCAUUAAGAUAUACUCUAAGAUCAAAACCAUUCAUGCUACUUGUGGAACAAGUAUCCCCCUCUCUUGUCAGGUCUCACUGCAUUCCAUUACUUACACUAUCAAUGAUUUGCAAGAGUUGCUGCAGCUGUAAUCUUGUACCCCCACUUAAUGAAUGUACUAUACUGAGGGUACACAUAUAGCAUCAUCCCUGUAAAUCGUCGGGUGUAUUCACUUAAUCCCUAAUUAUAAUUAGUUGAAAUCUGAAUAACAAAAAUGUAUGGUUUGUGCAAAUUCUCCAUGCUAGUUAUAGUCACGCAUUGGCUAUUUUAUCCUGAAUUUUGUAAUUUGGAUUUCAAUUUGCUGUAAGUCAUAGUUUACUGAAUAACUCUGUCAGUGUCUGUGUAUGCACUUCAGGGGACUUUAAACGUGCUUAUGCACUUAUAUUUGGGUAAUUAUUAUGUGCUGGAAAACUGUUUUCAAAUCAAAAUUCUUUGAUGAGUUGAAUUGACAGUAUAUAGAUGUUCUGGAGAAUUUUUCCGGAUCCUCUAUUUUGGCCUUAAAUAUACUUUGAAUUCCCAACAAUUCUCACUCUAGUGAAUACCACUGUAAAUUUUCCAUGGGGCCAUUAAUGUGCUGAUAUUUUCUGUACAGUUUAAUUUAUUUUGUUAAUUUCUGACCCUUGGUUUAAUGAAUAACCCUGUUACUGUCUUUUCCUAUUCAGGGUUGGGAUGAUCUUAGUUUGCUGGGUCAUUAGUUUAUGCUGUAUCAGCCUGUAUCAACAGCUGAGUCUGGAAGGUGACAAUACAAUGUAAUCACCAGUGUAAUCACUCAUUAUAGCAGACUAAGAAUAGUUGUGUGCUUCCCAUAUUACUGAUCUCUGCACCUGGAAUGGAAAGGCAUAUGAUAUAUGAAACAAUGUAAAAUGUAUGAUUUGUUUUAUUAGUUAUAUAAAAAUGAUGUUGCAAACAGUUUUACAUAUAAUGGAAUGAACAGUGUAUCUUUUACAUAUCAACAGAUUUUCAUCAGGGAAGCCUACAGUAUUCUUUUUUUAAAGCAUAGUUUUAAAAAAAGUUUUAAAAAUACACUUAAAGGGUUACUCAAGACCCCUAAACAACUUUAGUUUGCUGAAAAGCUUUAUGUGUGAAGAGUGUGUGUUUUUUUUUUUUUUUUUAAAUUUCAAUUAGAUUUCAAUAGAAAUUGACACUUUUAUAAAUGAACGUGGUUACACACCCUGGCUUUAAUGCAGACAACAGGUUCUGUUACUUCCUGGUUUUGUUAGCUCAAUACAGCAGACCCUAAGAGGCAAAAAUUGCCCAGAGCACCUGACUUGCGAAGACUUCUAAUUGAGCUGUAUUGGGAAGUCUGUGAUUGGACAGCCACAGAAAGUCUGGGCGGGGUUAGAAGGGGAGGGGCUUGAAAAGGCAGCAGACCAGAGAUCUGCAGGUUUUGCAAGCUGAUUUUAAAUAUACACCAUAUAAAAACUCGCAUGCACUUGAUUAUGCAUUUUUUUCAAUGGGGAUAUAUCUACUAAACAGUGAUUUUAAUUUAUGUUGUAUUUGGCCAGUGAACUGUUUCUUUAAAUAAGUUCAGAGAAAAAAUGCUUAAUUCGGAUGCAUAGUCAUAUAAAAUGUAAGAACAAGAAAAAAAAAACAGAGCAUAGCAUAAUACUGUUUAUUACAGUGUGUUGUUUUUUUACUGGUCCAUUUCCCUUAUUUCUUUUCAUCUCUGAAUACCUAUACACACGCCCUUUUGUGGUAUAAAUGUUAUUCUCAACUAUUGGGGAGUAACAGUUUUUUUCUUGUGGCAGCUGUAUUGGUAGUUGUUAAAUGGCAUUAAUUGAUGUAAAAAAAACUGCAUAGCAUAUAUGUGUGUGAGCAUAUACAUUGGUUGCCAGUGGUUUAGCUGCAAGCUUGAUUAUUGGAUGGUAGCAAUCUAUUUUUUAUUAAUAUUUUUUGUUAAAAGAAAUCCUUGCAAUGCUAUUAUUAAUUUAUGAAUUAUGGACACCAAUAUUUUAGUAGCCAGUGUUUUCUCCCUGCUUACAUCAGAGGCAUGAGCACUAUUUGUUCACUCCUCUUGUUCCUAGAAAUGCUAACAUCUUCCGAUAAGGAAUCUCAAAACUUCUGUUAUGCCUUUGUUUACAUGCUAGUAUUCAGUGCUUGCUACUCAUGAACACUGUUAGCUCCGAGCUGAAUGCUUCAGUCCAGUCCUUACAACAUCAUUCGAGCAAAGCAUGUACAAGUGUAAGACUAGCUGCCUGCUCAGUACUGUUUCAGGAAAGAACAUUGAAACAGAAAUUGAAAAACAAUGGAUUAGAGUUGCUGUUUUAACUAAUUUUUCUCUGUAUAUCUUCCUGUUAUUUACAAGAGGUACAUGCAUAGUGCUUCCCAUUAUUAUGUAUAAUUCACAUGCUGAGAGAGGAUAUGAAUUAAGAAAGAGACUUCGUAGGAAGUAGCAUGAUUAAUUACUCCAUUUCCGUUUGACACCAUGUGAAUUCUUUAUACUGUUGGAAAGCACUAUUCAUUUAUCUCUCAACACUAGUAUUGUUGCUCCGGGCAAGGAGACAACUCUAGAAUGGAUGUAUGGCCUGUUCUCAACCCAUCCCAUUAAACAAAUUGGAAACCUUACAUUUUAUCGUUAUCAUAGUUAACCUGUUCAUGUUAAUCUGUAAUUUGUAUUACUUAGAUAAUGGCUGCUCCUUAGAUACUGAUUGAUGGGUUUAUCUGAGCAGGCUUGUGAAUGCUCAUUGAAACUAAAACAAAGAAACUGAGACUCCGGCUGAAGCAAGAAUAUUAUAGACUUUCAGAAGUCUUGUCAAAUCAUUUCCUGUUGAGCAAGGGACUAGCCUUUAUCUUCAUACAUUCCAGAGAAACUAAUUUAAUUGUAUUGUCAACUAAAAUACUUUCACCUGAAGUGUAUACUGAUCACCUCACUCAAUUUCAAAACAUAAGAAGAGAGAUUGUAUAGUUGAGUAUUUUCAAGAUCUUUUGCCUUUCCGAUAAAAGCGCAGAAACUUGCUGACAUGGAAAAUUAUUUUUCUAUCACAAUAGCGUUUCGACUUACAUUUUCAAAUGUACUUAUUUUUCACAGUUGAUUGUUCAGUGAAUAAUCUCCAGGCUGGUUCUCACUACAGGAGCAAUGAGUGACUACCGCCAACCAGGUCCACUGUCUGCUUUCAGCUGGAAUCAGACAGCAGUAAAAAUGUUUUAUAUAUUGACAUAUAUUUGAUGUUCACUUUUGUGAAUAUGCAGCUAGAGGUCUUCGUACUGGCUGACUGUUUAUACUUGAAAUUCAUUCCAUGGGUGUAUGUCCUAAAUAGACCCCAAGAACCAGAACCAAUUCAGUUGUGUAGUCUUAUGACAAAUCUCAUGCGUAAGCCACUUUGAAAAAGUUCAUGGUAUCAAAUAUACACUCAAAACAGGUUGACUUUAUUCCAGCAUUAAAAUAAUUUAUUGUGAAAAGACCGCAAUCAAUAUGUCUGGACCACCACCAAGUACUGCAUUUUUAUUUAGUAUUCACAAGCCACAUUGACUGCAUCAGACAUUUAUUUGUGCAGCCCAAAUAUGACGGCCUGGUGCAAUAACCUACAAUGGUGUGAGACCAUGAUAUUGGCGUCAGAAUAUAACAAAAGAGAUGAUAUAGAUGUUUAAUGAUUUAUUAAAUAUUGACACAAAGCCAUUCAUUCAUAUAUUUAGACAUCAACAUAUUUAAGGUAUAAUCCAUGCACGAUAUCCACUACAGCAUGCCCUGAUGCUCCCUCAAUGUAAGUAAUUAAACUGUACUUCCUACCUGUAGACCACCGGACACCACACAGAGCCUUUAUGGAGAGGCAAAAGCUACUGCUAAGAGCUUCCGUUAGAUCUCCUGAGCUAAAAUCCUGCCGUGCAGGGCCAGUUCAUUGGCUGAGAGUGUCAGCAAUACUGAGAUUAGCUCAGAGCAUAGAGCUUCUGGUUCUUCACAGAGGUUGUGGACCCCAGAUAGGAAGUCAGACCAUUAGCAAGCAGGUUGACUGCUUAUAUGCAGAGCACUCCUGGCACCUUACCAAUACACGUCGUUGUAGUGGUUAUGGUGGUUUAAGUGUUCUUUUAAAUAAAAUAAGAAAGGUUAAACAAAAAAAAUUGUAGCUGUCACUUAAUAUUGUCAAAUGGUUAUUGUGUUUAAUUUUUAUUUUCCUAAACCUCAUACACACACACACACCUGCUAAAUGAGCUGUAAUUACAUACUACAGAGAACUCAGGAAGACGGCCAAGCAAUGGUCAAUUUUUGUGACCAAACAUACAUACAAGAAUGUACACACAUGCACACGCACGCACGCACACACACACACACAAAGAGAUUUGUGAUGCCACAAAUAAACACCUGUUUGCUGGCUGUGUUGAUUACAUUAUCUCUGGCAUCACAAAUCUCUUUGUUUACUCCUGCUGCCCAGUAAUUCAGAUUAAAGAUAAAAAAAAUAGGUAGCUUUGUAUUAGAAUACCUAUCCUAACUAGACCCAUCCAGAAAAAAACAGUUUACCUAGCAUAAAUCAAGAAACCUGUUCAUAUUUUGAAAUGAAACAAUAAACAUUGUCAUGUAAUAUUUAUUACAUCAGAAUCUAAAUUGGUCCAAUAUAAAUAAUAGUUAACAUUUAGUUUUUAUUACUGAUUAUGAUGGUGUGGUUUUAGAUUUUCUUUUUGACUUAACAUUAUAAAAUAAUUGCUACACCUUCUAGAUGUGUAACUUUUUCAGUGAUUAAAACUCCAACUCUUUUGAAGAGGUUUCUUUGAAAGUCACAUAUUUUUACUUGAGAAAUGCAGACAUUAAGGUAGGAAGCUUACACAUACCCCAAUAAAUAAACUUACAUUGAGUGGAGGAAAAAGUAGCGCUCUGUCCGUGUGUUCUAGCAGCGCUGUUUCACAAUAUAUAACAACAAUGGUACUUUAGAGUGUUUGAUGCAAAGGUCAUGGACAAACUCCUCUACAGAUUCCACAGAGAACUAUUGCAGACUUUGUGUCAAAAAAUGCACAGAUUAAGAACAUAGACCCUAAUGUACAUGUAAAAUUUAUGAAGACUUUACUAACAUCCAUAAAUUACAUUUCAAAUGUCUGCCAUAUUAGAUGUGAAUUAAAAAAACAAAACACUAUAGGCACCCAGACCACUUCAGCUCAUUGAAGUGGUCUGGGUGCGAUGUCCCUGUCACGCUUAGUCCCGCAAUGUAAAACUUUGCAGUUUUAGAAAAACAUUGCGAAACUAAGACAACUUCUAGUGGCUGUCUACCAGAGGCGCUUCUUGCUUGUUAUGCAACUUUAGGUUGCCUAACUGAGGCUGGAUGUCCUCAUGCUCUGCAUAAAGAUAUCGAGUAUCAGCUAAAUCCCCAUAGGAAAACAUUGCUUUAAUGUGCUUGCGCUGCGUUUGCUGCCAGUGGAAGCGCUGGCUAGAAGGCAUAGGAAUGGAGUGACGUGACCUAAGUACGUUACUAUGCCAGCACGCUGGCAACAAAGGUGUGUCCCAAGCAGGGAAAAUAAAACAAAAAACGUCCAGGUGGAGCAGUGGACCACCCAGGGUUGGGUGUUACAUAAAGAGUAACAGCCCCAAAGCGGUCUUGGGAUAGAGGAAAGUGAGUAAAUCUAUAUUUUACAUUGAAUACACGGUGUAUCUUUAUAAAAUAUGGUGCAUUCAAUGUAUAUGGGAGUGAUUUUUAGGUCAGUUAAUUUUUUUACAACAGGUUUACUUUAUUCAUCAAAGAGACAGUAAGCUGUGUAUCCACUUUACACCUGAAUUUGCCAGUUGCAUGCAGAUUUGAGGAUUCCAGUUCAAUAGCUUUUCACUGUAAACGGAGAUAAACAUAAGUAAAUAAACACAACAUUUCUCUCCUCCCACCCAGGAAUAUCCAAACAACCUAUAGGGAGACAUCUGCUCAACAGUCUUUGUGUCAUGAUCUUAAUGUUUGAUAGGUGGAGGUGGACAGAAAACUUCAAGUGUAGGUCUUUUUAAGCAUGGUGGUGUUUUACAAACCUUUACCAAUAAAAAUAAACAUAAUAUAAAUGCUAGCACAGUCAACCAACAUGCAAUGAAUUUGAUACACAUAUGUUGCCUUUUGAAAUAGGCAUUUAUCAAAAUUAAAGUCAGUAUAGCACCCAGACCACUUAAGCUUAAUGAAGUGGUUUGGGUGCCAUGUCCUCAUCUGUUUUAACACUGCAGCUGAAAACACUGCUGCUAACCUGCCUGACAGCCACUAGAUGCACUUCCACCAAAAUUUAAAUCAUAGAGAACAUCUGAUUGGUGCAGCAUAUUAUUUCCACACAUGUUCACUAGCCUUCCAAUGCUUUACUGUGGGAAGCAUAGGGUUGUCUGAGAUCUCAAUUAUCUCAGCCAAAGAGGCAAAGUGGCAUGCCAGAGACCAGAAUUGUGAGGGAGAAAAGGUGAAAAAAAUACACCUUUUUAACCCUUACAGAGGGGCCCCGGCCACCUAAACGGUGACUUGGGCACUAAUCCACAUUUCUAUCCCUGGCUGUAGUGUUCCUUUAACCCCUUAAGGACACAUGACAUGUGUGACAUGUCAUGAUUCCCUUUUAUUCCAGAAGUUUGGUCCUUAAGAGGUUAAGAAAAAAAUAAAUAAAAUAUGAUGAACAUUUUAAAAUAUAAAUAACAAAACCAUUAAAAAAGAAAAACAAAUAUAUAUCUUUAAAUAAAUCCAUAUUAAUGCAGAUGAAUUACACCCCUGCAAUAUUGCUGAAGGGGGAUGAGAUUGAUUGAACCGUUCCAGUCAAUAUUCUUACCCAUUCAUUUUCCAGUGCAAACAAUGAGAAAUAAAUGCAUUUUACAGCUGCAUGCUUAAUAAAUAAAAGUUUAAAAAUUGUUUGGGUGAAUGCAUGUUUCAAUAGGUAAUGCCCACUGUCUAAAACAUAAAGGUUCCUAUAUGACCCAGGAAAUUUACACUAGACUUGUGCACGAUGUGAAAGUUUGGUUUUGUCAAUUAAUUUUUCCUUAAAUUCAAUUUCUUGGUGGGAUUUCCUAUGCUCAUUCAGGUAAUGGUUAAUUCUUCCAAAUAUCAGCCGUGGAAAAAUAUUUGUGGAAACAUUCAAGAAACCAAAAAGGUAUAUGAAAAUGGGCCAAUUAGUGUACUACAAAAUAUACACUUAAUAUAAAUAUUAUGUAUAUAUUUUGCAAUGCUCUGGUGGGCACUCCACCAAUGAUGGGAAUCUGAAAUACAUUGCAAAGAAAUAUAUUUUUCAUUGUUUUUACAAAUGUAUGAAAAUUAUGUUUCAAAUUAUUUUAUUUCAGACUAAUAUUAUUGGGUCUGCUUUUGCAGAUAAAUUCAACUCUAAAUAGUAAGCUGUAAAUAUAGAGCAAAUAUAACCUAUUCAGUUUGUGCCAGUUUUCACCUGGUUGUAUGUGAAACCAAUGAACAAAACUGCAAUUUCUAGUUCAUCCCAGUGAAAACAAGAGAAGGAAUCAAACAUCCUGUAUUGUGCUCUAAAAACAGUUGUAUUCUAAUGAGCAUAGGUUCAUUGUCUCCAGGAACUUCCACAACCCAGCAGACUUUUUAACACUGCAAGGUAGCUGCUAAAAUCUGCCAUAUAGGGAAUUGGAUUAAAGAAGUGCUUGAUAGAUACAAUCAGCCAAUACAGCUGUGUUAUAUAAUUAGGUUUUGAAAUCAAAUUAAGUUAGCUCAAUCUUUCCUACAAAUGAUGCAAUGUUGCAAAAGUGUUGGCAACAGAAAGUGGGUGCAGAGUCCUGAAUUAAAUUUUCUAUUAGUUUCCAUGGUAAUUACUCCACAAUGAGUUCUCUCCAAACAAAUUGCCAUAUAUUUUAGAUUAUAAUAGAAAAGACUGAGUUUUCCAAGUGGGUCAAUUGUCAACUUUUAGGAACAUCCUAUUCUGGUUAUUGUGGUGAAAGACCCACUUUUAGAACUUUACAGUUUGUGACACUUUAAUACAUUUCAAACAAGUAUUUGGGAAAGAUUGUUUAAUAUGAUCACUAUAACAGCAUUGGUGGACUUUAUACAAGUCAUUUAUUUUGGCCUGUUCUAUGAUUUGCAAAGAUCCUCAACGGUGACAUGACUGGUGUGGUGGGGGUCCAGUAGUCUUGGGGGGUCAAGAAAAUGUAAAUUUAACUUGCCUGAACCUGUCCCUUGCGGGCGCCAAGAAUGCGGAAUCUUCCAUAGGUAAAGUCAAUUCCAUUUGGCAUAAGAAAAUACUGAGUAGUCCCUACUUUGCCUCAGUAUAUCUUUUGACUGGGUUAGAAUUUAAGUGAAAAUAAAGUGGAAUAUUUAAUAACUGGUCUUUAUUAUAAUAAUGGAAACAAUUGUCAAGUAAAAAUACAUGAGUAAGCACAGUGGAUGCUCAUUUAAACAGAGUAAAACGAAUUACAUGUGAGGACAGUAAAGGACUGAGUGGUGUAACUGUACAGGACAGCUGUCCUGUACAUUAAGCAGGGUACUUAUUCACUUAGCUACCUGAACUUGUGACAAUUUCAGUAGAAGCACAGUGAUAGCUCCUGCAAGUAGCAGAGAAGGUCGUGUUGUUUCCCCAUGACCCUUUUCUUCUACAGAGCUAGCAAUACCUUUUAUUGAAGCCAAUUUAAGUACAUUUUAAACAUUGAGACAUUGAUGACAAUUACCGUAUUUGCUUGAUUAUAAGAUGACUCCCCAAAUUUUGGAUCUUGUUGAAAAGAACAAAAGAAAAGGCCUGAAUAUUAGAGUACCCUAUGGUAUCCACCAACACAUACACACACUUUGACACACACUCAGAUACUUACACGUUGACGCAAGAUAAACUGACACACAGAUACACAAACACUCAGAUACAUAAUAAACUUAAAAACUUUUAAAUACUUAAGAAGCUAGCUAUUUUCCUCUCCCUCGCGGUGCUCUCUAUUUAAAAUGAGAGGAAGUAUCCGAUAGUGACAGGAGCCCUGUUGAGCUGUUAUAGGGCCGCAGCGCCUAACCGGGCCCCUGUUUAGGAACUCCCAUUGGGCCAACUAAUGUGCAUGGGCCCCCCAAGUGUGCAGGCCCCAGUGUUGCACCAGCUGCACCGGUGUUAGUUUCGCCACUGUCGGCGGGGCUGAUGUGCUUCUGUCUCCUUUCUUCUGUGUGGCUUGGUUUGAAUUGUUAUAAUACAGGAUGCAGUAUUUUAGCUAACUGUGCUCUGUAAUAUGGUGCUCACGUGCGGGAGUGAUGACUGUUUUCAGUGGUGGAAGCGCACAAAAGUUUCUGCUCCUUUAGGAACAGCAAUAGUCAAACUUCUCAUUUUGAAGGAAAAGAUUUUUAAAUUAAAGGAGGAUGGGGCUUAGGUGUAGAACAAUGUUUAUGAAUGGUUCAGUACACCUCACUAACAGUGGUGGAAGCGCACGAAAAAGACGACCUUCAUUAUAAGACGAGGUCAUUGUUUUCACAAUUUCUUUUUCUGAAAAAAAACCUUCUCUUAUAAUUGGCAAAUACAGUAUGUGCUCUUGUGAAAUAAUCCUUUAACUAUAAAUGAUAAGGGAUGGAGGGUAAAUAAUUCAUAUCUCUUAUAAUUCAGAAUUGACUUUUAUUGGUACCAUAUCAAUUAAUUCUGUAAUACUUGUCAAAGACCUAAGAAUUCUGGAAUAAUCAUGAUUGGUAAAUACUGGGUUGAUUUAAAGACUUAGCAUGGGGUAUGUUUUUCAUGGCUGUUCUAAACAAAACUAUGAUUUAAAGAAAAAUAGAAAAUAAUUGUCAACUGUCAUCCAUUUUCACAAAAGAAAUAUAACAUAGAUUCAAAUAAGAGGGUGACUUUUGAAAAUCUUUAGGUUAUUGAUUAACACACAGUAGAUCAUCAGUUAUCUGACAAUCUGAUUUCCACCACCCUGCAUGAUAAUAAAAUUCCGCAGAAAAUCAGUUUCUGUAGGUGGAUCACCUGCCUAUACAUAUAAAUUUUCUGCCCUGUCAGUGGUUUAUAAAUCAAAGGAGAAUAAUUAUCCAGCUAAACUGAUUGUGUGGUUCGUCUGUUACCACUAUAUAAUCAAUGAUAUGUGGUAAUAACACUUAGUACAAAAAAAGAAGAAAAUUACACAAAAAAGGACACUCAUGAGUGACAUCAUUCAGCACGGUUUUAUUUAAUUUAUUUUUUACCAAAAAUAGCAUUUAAAUAAAAAUUGGUCAAUAUCGUGUGUAUAUAUAUAUAUAUAUAUAUAUAUAUAUAUAUAUAUAUAUAUAUAUAUAUAUAUAUAUAUAUAUAUAUAUAUAGUGCAGUAAAUGGGGAUUGACCAGCCUUGAUCUAAUAAGUUUUCCAAAUAAUUUAAAUCUGUCAGAAACACUUUUCAAAUGAUUUACCUGCAGAAGUCAACAUUAAAGUUUAUGGGAUUUUUUUACGCUAAAUCAUUUUGAAAAAAUGUUUCUGAAGGAUUUGAAUCAUUUUGAAAAGUUAAUCCAAAACUAUUAAAUUGAGGCCCUCAUUCAAAAUAUAAAAAAGAAGGGGUUGGAGCACGGGUGUCUGCGGGAUCCUGGUAAGUGCAAAUCCUUGAAAAAUUGUUUGAUUACUUACCGUUCAAUGGUACCAAGGGACAUCUGGAACCAUAAGCACCACAGUGCGCAGUGUUGGUUAUUAUACAGACAUGCCACACAACUUAUACCCUAUAUUUACUCAGUAACAGGUUACAGAAAUACACUUCAAUCCCUACAUUCAUACACAGACACUUCAAGCAAAUAUAUUCCAAAAUUUUGAUGCUGAAACCACAUCUAAGUAAAACCUUCCAGGCAUGCAUGUCCACAGAAUAGGGCAAGAUGCCCUUAAUAUUUUUUUUUGUUUUAUUUUUUAAUUUUUUAUGUAAGUACCCAAGGCAUUGUUUAUUUCGAUUAUAAAUGGAGCAAGGACAAAGUUUGCUAUACUUUACAGCGCAGCUUAGAAUUAGCCAUGGCACGGCCAAAUGCAGGAGCCAUAGAGGUUCUGCUUCCUGCAUGUAUUGCUGACCAUUCACUUUGGGUGGGCAAGUGUAUUAAAAGCCUUCCCACUGCAAACCAGAACUGAUUUAUCAGAGGCUCGUGAAGGAAGUCAGUUGCCUACAUUGAACCACCCUGGUAUCCAGAGUGUAACUCUAAUUAUGUAUAAAUUGUGACCGUCACUCGUUUUGCAUAUAAACUAUUGGAGGACACACCAUUUCUCUCGCCACAAGAGUAUCAACGUAGAGCUGUUUACACCAAAGCCACAGAUUGCCAUAAGUCUCCAGAUAUUAAAAUUUGAAGAAAAAAAAACAAGCAAAAUAUUGCGAGUAUGUUGUGAAUAAAUAUCACUUUGAUAACAGGACGGUCAUGAUAAAUCUUCAUUUUCCUUCACUGCAGGAGCGUGUCAUGAAUAAUCAAAUUUACCUUAAUUGGCAUUUUAAAUAAAAGGUUUCUCUCAGCUAAGUCACUUAUGUGUGACACAAAUUAUGACAUAUCUGCCAUUAGAGUGUGACACUUUGGAAGUUUAGACAAGGUGAAUUACUCUGAGGCUACACGCCUUUGUUCUUAAUUAAGGAAAAAAACAAUAGUUCCUUGUCAUAUUGAUAUAGUUGAACUCUAGUGAAUAGAAAACCUGUUUUGUGCUGAAAUAUCCAAACUGUGACUAUAUCUGUAUUUAGAUGAGCGUGUUUUGCUUAAAAUUUUGUUAAAUAACAUUUCAAUUUAUUCCAGUUUUGUUUUAAGUGACAAAAACACUAUUGUUUUUUUUUUUACUAAAGUGAGAAUUGUCUGGAAUUAAAAUUUAUUUAUAAAUGAGCUGAACUGGAAAACUUCUCUAAGUCUGCUAUGCUUUCAAUUCAGCUAUUUCGAUCUAAAAUUCACUUUGAAUUCCCAACAAUUCUCACUUCAGUGAAAACACUGCUGCAACUAUUACAAUGCUAAAAUAAAUUUUCUUUUCAAAUUGGGUAGUGUUUAUGUUAUGGAUAUGGUGGAAAUCAUCAUGUGUGAUUAUGCAGUAAACUUAGCAUUGUUGAUAAUUGACCAGGAAACUUCAAAGUUUAGGCUAAGUAACUAAAAAAAAAGAAGUCUCCAUCUAUGAAUCUUUUUUCUAGCUUGGGUACUUUGGCCUAAAAUUGCAAUUCUAUUGUCACUUGUCUCUUGUUACUAAAUUUAUUAUUAAAAGGGUCUGUUUCUCAUGAAAUUGACUGCUAUGGGGUAUGCUGUUAACCUUUGAAACACUUAAGAAAAGUGAGGUGCUUUAUGGGUCUCAAGUGUCCAUUUAAUUAAAAACUCCCACAAAAACACCUGUAAAUUGUCUUUAUUUUGCAUAUUAAUUAGAUUUUCUUUGUAUUAAUUAUGUUUUAUAUUUUUGAGAUUUGAUGUUGAGCAUCUUACCCAAGUUUAAGGAUCUAGGACUAUAGUUUUUAACUUUGGUAGGUUAGUUAUUUUUGCUUUUAUUUACCCUGACUGCUCUGUGCCACCUGCAGGCUCUUUUUACCUUUACAUCAUUGAAUGAUGCUGACUGUCUCCUCUUUAACAGGCGGCGUUUUCAAGUUAGUUUACAAGAAGAUUUAAAGGUUUGUUCAGGACAGCUUAAUUUGCUUGAGGAGAUGUUAUUUUCUCCAUACAGUGCAUUUUGUGGACAGGGCGAGUGUGUCAUUGCCUCAGGCACCCAACUUAGCUGACCUCAUCUGACUUUUUUUUUCAAAUGAAUUAGGCUCAAAGGAAUUAAAUUUGAAGUCUUAAGCCAUUCCCUACUCAACUCCCCCAAAACCUCCGUUAUAAAAAAGGAUAAAAGUAGUGUGUGAAAUGCAUGUUGUGUGACAAUGAACUGAGUGAAUAAAUGAGUAAUAUGAAAUGUGUAGCAUUGUUUGGUUUGCUCACAGGCUCCUGAACAUAAAGAUAUGAAGCAAAGCUUGGGGGGUCAGGUGCUUGCUCUCCCACUGGUGCAGCUAGCACUGACUCUAUGGGUAAUAUAGAAUGGUUUACUCACUAAACACCAAACUGUAGUGAAUUGUAAACAAUUUGCAAAAUGUGUGCACAAAGUGUUGAUUUCAAGUACUCCUUUAUUGAGUCAUAGUCGCAAUUAUGGAACGACCUCCCGCACACUUUAAACUCUUAUCCAAGCCUAAAGUCCUUUUAGAGAUCCCUCUCUACAUACCUCAAGACAGAAUACAUGUGUUAUGGUUGAUUAUAUAUUUCCAGUUACAUUUUAUAUAUGUUGUGUAUAAAUAUUGUUUUAGUAUUUUAUUGUACCAUAAUGUAUCAAUGCAAUGUUUUGUGGACCCAGGACAUUCUUAAAAACGAGAGAAAUCUUAAUGUAUCUUUCCUGGUAAAAUAUUUUAUAAAUAAAUAGUCACAGCUUGGAUAGUUGAGCCUCAAUUUUUGUUGACUGGUUUCCGGUUUAGUAAAUAAAUGCAUGUUCUGAGUAAGAUGUUAAACUAUAAAUGCAGCUCAAUCUGUGGGCUGCCUUGGAAUAUUACUUGAUACUUUUUUUUUUUUUUUUUGGUUUGCAUAUAUGCCACAUUCAUAUUUUGUUUUCAGUGAGGUAAUGUUUUUCUAAAAAGGCUCAAUAAAAAUGCCUAUAUCUGAGAAAUGAACUAUCCUUAUAAAAUCCGUAGUCUUUCUGCAGAUUACUAGUCUGAAUGAGUGGUGUAUUUCUGGCAGAACCUCUCAGAGGAGAUACAGUGAAGACCCAAGGAGUGCAUGGCCAGCAGAGAUGUGAGUCAGUUUGGAGGGGGGAGGGAAACCUCUACAGCCUUUUGGGACGUGAGGGACGUGCCCCAGGCAGAGGUAGCAACAGGAAACCUCCGACCCCCCUCUUGGUUGCCAAGACCACCUUCUGUUACCCAGCCCAGUCUCCUGAGCGCUGCUUUUCUACUGAAUGCAACGUCUUUUUUUUAUUGUGUUAAUAAGAGCCAUUACAUAUGUCUUUAGAGACAGGACCAGUACUGAGCCUUGGGCCACAAAAGUCUUAGACAUUUGCCAGUGUCGGGCUGACUGUGUCCUAUUUGUUCCUUUUAUAGUUGUAAUAGAAAAACCUUGAGCGAACAUAACCUUUCACAUGCCAAAAUCCAGAGAAGUCACAUUGCAUCUGGAAAGGUGUGGGGGAAGGCCUACAAGACCUGUGCCUAGUAACUGACAUGGAGAGUGGGUGACAUUAAAUGACAAUAGCUGUGUGUGUGAAUCAGUGUUAUCACUAACAAAAAAAACUGUACACGGGUUCAGAAAUAGUGAUAGGAGCACCUUUUACAUUAUAAUUCUGUUAACUAAGCAUAGGGAGCAUUUUUAAAAUGUAGAUAUUUUAUAUUGUAUCAGUAGAGUGGAUUAAGUGUAUUCAAAAGAACAAAAGACAGGGAGGGGGUGGACGUUCUACCCUCCCUCCCCCCUUUCCUCCCCCCUAUCCCUAUCCCCAUCCCCAUCCUAUCUUCUUCAGUAAUGGGUGAUUAACAAGAGUGGAAGAUCAACAAAAAAAAUACACACUAAUAGUAGGAAACAAUUAGAUAAAUGUUUAACAUAGGAACACGAGACCAGAUAUUGACGCAAUGAGAUUUCUACUAUAGCACUAUUCACCAUAACGGUGUAUAAUUUUAGUCCUAAAACUAUAAUGUAUAUUCACUAUCAGAGAGCCAUGGCUAUUUUAUAACAGAUUUACAAAUAUAGAUUGAGUAGUUGAGUUGAAAUAAUCUUCAGCCGGCUGUUAAUUCACUGUUUCUGAAUAUUUUUAUUUAAUUUAUUUUUUUACACUGAAAAUACAGAAACAAACAUAGUUUCGGGUAACACCACCCCACACCCAAUUAGAAUAGAUAUUUGAAAGUGAAUGUAAUAUUUAGUUUUAAAACGCUAUCCAUGAAUAUAAACCAGAUAUUUUGAAACGAUUCUGCUCAUCUGUGUGUUUUAAAAACCUAUUUAACAUUAUAGUGAUCAUCACAUACAGUAUUAGAUCCAGGCAGUGUGAGUGACAUUUACCAUCUAUACUUUAUUGGAAUGGUGAAGUAAAUAUUUGGCGUACAUGACACAAAAUUAAACACAUUUUUACAAGAAUUUAAGUCUGGGCAUAUUUAAUAUAUCAUGCUGCCAAUUCAACUCUCACAUUCCCGUUAUUUCGUUUUCUGUAUUAUUGAUUGGUCCUGGGCUUAUUUACUAAACGAAGUCUUAUCGAAAUGACUACUGAUUUGCACAAUGUAGAUUUAAAAACUCAGCCGCCUUGUACAUGUUAAUUCUAUAUUAACUUUUCUGGCUUAAAUUGCUUUAAACUGGUUAUCAACCCAUAACACUCACUGUUUAUUGAAUAACUAUGAUUAUCUUGACAAAUGACAUCCUAUAUGUAUUCUGUUUUCGUUUAUUCUCUAUGCAACGCAUUACACGUGUGCAAUUUAAAAAUAUGUACUAUUUUCACACCAAGAAUUGUACAUUUCUCCUCUAACACCCUUACACCAUAUUCCCGGGAAACAUGGGGUUAAGCUAUGUACGUGCGGGGGCACUAGGACGUGAUACUGUGCAGUACACAGAGAUGAGCGCUUGGUGGCAGCAGUGAGUAACAGGUGGAAUGGGGGCGGUACUGUCGGCAUGUGACGUAAGAGGUAUCAAGUUGCAUUUGGCCGGCCGGGGUUUUUUAGAGCUCGCGGAGAGCGAAGCGAUCAGAGAGGAUUAGAGGAGGUGUACUGAUCACAUCGUGAGCAUUAUUCGAGAGUCUUACUAAACGCGCUAUCACUGUGCUCAGUAUUCCUGAUUGGAUUUGAUACAUUUAUUUCAUUUUGUGAGAGUCCAUCCUUCCUGCACAGUAAAUAAAGGAUCCCUUUGGAGAGGGAGUUCCGGAGUGCACCGUUUGCUCGAGGUCUUAUUGCCCCUAUUUGCUAUCAUGCCGCUCCUGGAGUUGAGGCAGAACCGGAUUCAGAAGACCUGGUUGCCCAUGGGCGAUGCGCCAAGGACGCCGAUCAAUGGUAAGCUGGGAUACAGGGCAGGCGGAUGGCUGGCCUCCCUCGUGGGGCUGAUGAUGCUGAGGAGGCUGGAUUAUCGCUAUGUACCGUGCUCUCUCCCGUCAUUACACACGUGUUACUGCGAUCUGGAAGGUGUGUGGGGAGCACUUGUUGCGGGAUGGCUUGAGAUUUCGAAUGUUUAAAGAGCAGUUCUGCGUGAACGUUCUAAAAGUGAAAAGCCUGCCGCAACAUUCUAUUGCGAGAUGCCAGUUCUCCACCCUCGUAUUAAAUGGACAUAACGCAACGUACACACAGCUGGAUCUUCUGUUUUUUGAUGGGAUCGAAGCUGUACGUGCAUCUGGUAUAUUCUUUUAAGCACAGAUUUUGUUCUGUUGGAGAGUUUUUAGAGAAAGAUCUAUAUUUUGUUUUCAUUUUAUAUCUUGCCCAUCUUACAUAUACACGUUGUGAAACCUGUGCCUUGCAUUGAUCAGAAUAUAUAAAACCAUCUAUGUGCCCGUUGGAUUGCUGGGCAUUUAGCGGGUUAAGCCUUGUCCAGUUAAAUGAAGAUGCCGGUUGAAUCUUAAACAGGGUAGGAUUGCGUUGAUGGUCGUUGCGUGGCAAUGCUGUGUAAUGAGGGGGGUGGAUGCGUGAAUUGUUGGGGGGAGGUGUUGCCUAGGAAUCAGCUGGUGAUUCACACAUUCCUUUCCUUGGAUUGUCUAAUGGCCAGUCAGCAUUCCAUAAUUUCCCAUCAUCUCCAGAUCCCCAUGUCAUGCCUUCAGGCAUGGGAGGGCUUCUGUUGUCAGGGAUACAGGAUUAACAUAUCAAUGAAAUCUACAGAUCUGUGGCUAUGGUUGGACAGCAGUUUUAGGAGUUUGGGUGCAGCAUAAUGUCAUGCUAAUGAUGUGCAGUUAUUUUAAUUGACUUUUUGUUUUGCCUGAAAUCUCUUAGAAUAUAGUGUGUGUGUGUUUUUUUUUUUUUUCUUUUUUAAUAAGGCUCUUUUGCUUCCUGCACUCACGUUUAGUUUGCAUUCUAUACAAGUAGAGCAGGCAGUGCUCAGGAUAAUCCCCCUCCACGUGCAUCUGGUUUGAAUACAUAAUCCAUGAUGUCUGGAUUAGAGAUCCAAAAUAACUUUUUUACCAGACCUUGCGUCCUCUGCAGAGGAUUACAGUGGAUCCACGCAAUUUUCCAAACUCUAAAUUUUGUUUAACUAUAACGAUUAAUUUUUCUAACUUUUAAGGCCACAGUACCAAAAAUGAAAGCAUAGAUGGUUGAGAGUUUUUCCAGUUUGGCUAUUUUGACCUUAAAUAUAAAAUUCACUAUGGGAAUAACACUGAUGUGAUGAUGGCAUUUAUUCUUUCUCUUUUGUAGCACCAACAUAGUUUCGUCACGUUUAUUAAUCAAGCAUUUUUGUAUAUAGUUUGGCAAUGAAUCACCAUUCUGUAAGUCGGUUUCAUAUUGUUACACCAUGCACGCUGAGAAAUUAAAAUUAAUCAUUGUCAUCUGGUUUUAAUUUUAUUGAAUGCAUUUUAGGCAAUCUAUGAUUUGGUCACCAUAAACUAAAACUGCAUCAUGGGUGCCUUGAAUGCGUCCCCACCCCCUUCUUGUUACUGAGCUAUUUUUUUUCCUUAGUGAUUAUUAACAUAGCACCAACAUUUCUCUGGCUACGUUAAAGGACCACGCUAGGCACCCAGACCACUUCAGCUUAAUGAAGUGGUCUGGGUGCCAGGUCCCUCUAGGAUUAACCCCUUUUUUUUUAUAUAUAUAUAGCAGUUUCAGAGAAACUGCUAUGUUUAUAAAUGGGUUAAUCCAGCCUCCAAAUCCUCUAGUGGCUGUCUCAUUGACAGCCGCCAGAGACGCUUGCGUGCUUCUCACUGUGAAAAUCACAGUGAGAACACGCACGCGUCCAUAGGAAAGCAUUGUAAAUGCUUUCCUAUGAGACCGGCUCCUGCCGCGCAUUCAGCCGAAGAGGAGGAGGAGGAGAGCUCCCCGCCCGGCGCUGGAAUAAAGGUAAGUUUAACCCUUUUCCUCGCCAUCCAGCCUGGCGGGAGGGGGACCCUGAGGGUGGGGGCACCCUCAGGGCACUAUAGUGCCAGGAAAACGAGUAUGUUUUCCUGGUACUAUAGUGAUCCUUUAAGUGACAAUAACCAAAUCUAGUGGGAUAGAUUAAAAUCAAACCGACAGAUAUUUUUUUUCAGAGGUACAUUUUCACACGGUCUGAUUUUUAUUCCAGUAAAUCGUUCAGUUGUGUUUGGUCAGUAUUACAAAACACUUACAGAAUAUUGGUCUUCGGUAGAAAAUGGGCAAUGUAGGGCAUCAGAUGGGUCAAUCAAACGGUUUCUCAAAUACAAGGUUAGGCUCUGUUAACCUCCCCAUUUAUUUAUUUUUUUUUAUAAAUGUAUAAUUUUUUUUUUUUUUGUGGCUCUAGAAACCAAUAUCCAGUGAGUCAGGAGAAUGCAGUACUGGAGACACAAUACCAUUUGACUUGUUCUGUUGUAUUGAAAACCAUCAAGUGUUUGAUAUGUCUCAGAAGAUAAUUUGACCACAAUAAACCAGGCAUGACUCCCUUUUGUUUGAUGCACUUGUCAUGUCCCCCCAAAAAGUUAAUAUUUCAGAUUGUCCAUUAUUCCCCAUCUGCCAAAUUACUGCUCCCCCCUUCUUCUCCCCCUUCCUCAAAGGUGUUCCUAUGUGCCCAGAACAUUUUAGAUUAUGAGGAUUACAUUCACAUGAGAUUACCUGCUGCAAACAGGAUGCAAUUAAUAAAGCUAAGCUGUCUGAUGUGCAUUAAUAUAAUAAACUGUCUGAAGUCGGCAUACGCAGCUACUUCAUUAUGGGAACAAUACGAUGAAAGGAACCAGGGCACUAAAGCAUUUCAUAAGUGAGUUUUGGCCACCUAUAAUUGUAGCGUAGUAAAGGCUAAGAUUUGUCCUAUAAUGGCCCUAACCUAUCCUGCCCACCCUGUGGAAACACGUUGAAUAAAACAUAACUUUUUAUUUUAUUUUUUAUUUUAUUUUUUUAUGUUGACAAAGGUUGGUGUGAAAACUAAAUUCGGGUGAUUUUACAUAACGCUCAAUUUAGAAUGUCCAGGAUGACUUUUUUUUUUUUUUUUUUUUAACCCUUUUAAGUCUUUAUCUUUGCAGCAUUUAAUUGUAAACAAAAGAUUUACAUAUGGGCUCCCUUUCUAAGUUGCCCAAUUCUGUUCGUAUUUGCAAGUCCCACAAAUGUUGUAAUAGCUGGGGGUGGCUUAGGGUGUGAUCUUAAUCUUGGCAAACAUUGCAAUUAUCAGACAUCUAAUUUACACACACCAGGGUGCCCAAAUGUUCCUUUCUUUUAAAAUUCCCUUUAAGGUCAGUGCUCUUAUCUGUUACUGAGAUCCUGGGACAUUUUUUCUCAAUUGCUUGGCAAAGAAAAAUUGCAAAUAUUUUGGGCAUCGCAGACUGAUCUCCGAUAAAUGUCUAAUGCUCUAAAUGUUUGAUCAGUAAUACUUUUUUUAUUUUGUAGUGAAUGGCAUUUACAUUAAUGUCCCCGCCACCUUGGCAUUUCACUUGGGAAACAUUUGAUGUCCAUAAAACUUACUUGCUCGAAGUAUUGCUUACUGGUUGUUUCUGUUGAACAGCCAGGGCAAGAUCUAGUGUUAACAAGAUAAACAAGCAGUACAGUAUACUAUUAUACAUUUAUUCCUCACUGGGAUGCACAAGCUAUCUCUUUGCUUAGCUCCAGCUGCCUCUUAGAUGAGGUCUGCAUAGUUGCUGCUGCUGACUCAUGUUGCAUGAUAAAUGAAACCCUGUGAGAACAGAUGGCAGAUAUUGAUGUCUGCUAAUCUCCUUAAUAUCAUCUAUGUAUUUUAUUUUUUGUCUUUUUUCUUUUAAUUGUAGUGGGUGGGCCACAUCUUGCCAACUCUCCGACUGUGAUUGUAAUGGUUGGUUUACCAGCUCGUGGAAAGACCUACAUCUCAAAGAAGCUUACACGUUACCUCAACUGGAGUGGAGUCCCUACAAAAGGUAAACUGGACAUGAGUAGCUGGAAAGUCCAUAUUACAAACCUGCAAAAUAAGAAUUACCAUAAGCUAACAAAUAUGUUCUCCACGUCUUAAAUUGGAACUCAUCUGAAGACGUCAUAUACUUCCUGUUCUAGAAAGCCAGGUGUCUUAACAUAAAGCAUUACAAUGGCUUGAAGCUUUUUACCUGAUCAUGACUAAAUAAAGGCAUAUAUGUAUCUGUUUACUGCUGGAUGUAAUUCUUUGACUAACUUGGUGGGUUUCUCUGUUGCAGUUUUUAAUGUUGGCGAGUACAGACGUGAAGCUGUAAAGGAUUUCAGUUCAUAUGACUUCUUUCGCGCAGACAAUCAAGAAGCCAUGAAAGUCAGAAGGUACAUUCUUUCACUGUUAUCUCUUCCAUUAUAGCAGCACUGCUCCCUUUUCUUGCCACUGGUCAUAUCCAUAGUUUCCAGAAUGUCUCUGAUCCUUCAUAUACUCCAAUGUGUUACUUUUGAGCUGUCAAGCCAUUCUGUGACAUCUUUAUGUAAAUAAAUAACACUUUUUCUUUAUACAGACAAUGUGCCGUUGCUGCCUUAGAAGAUGUUAAAUUAUACCUGACUGAAGAAGGUGGACAGAUAGCUGUAAGUUACUGUUUUGUAUGUUCUGUACUUUUAAUCCUCACCAUUUUUAUUCUUUUUAUUUGAUUAAUUACUCAAAUUUUAAUGAUUUCUGUAUCUUGUUCAGGUCUUUGAUGCCACUAAUACAACCAGAGAGAGAAGAACAAUGAUUACCGACUUUGCCAAAGAAAACAAUUUUAAAGUAAGUUGAUAUUACGGAGUUAAUCUCCCGUUCAUUAUAAUCUAUGCAUAUUGUAAGUGAACAAUUACCAUGUUUGAAGUUACUGUAUGGUUUUAAUACUUGGUUUAUUUUUUUUGGUAGGCAUUCUUCAUAGAAUCUGUGUGUGAUGACCCAAGUGUUGUUGCCAGCAAUGUGAUGGUAAGAUUAUCAAUUCAGUGCUUUAUUUGUUAACUAUUAAAGAACCAAUCAUAAAUUUAAAUCUUAACAUCGAGGCCAGCCACAAUCCUACUUUUUUAUUUUACUUUUCUGCUUAGUCCUGUCAGGAGUUAAAAGCUUACAUGAAUUCACGUUCUGAGCCAGUGACAGAUGUAAUAGUCAGUGUAUUGUUUAGGCUAAAUCAAUGGAUCUUAUUUUUAGUUUUAUGACCUCUUGUUUGUUGUGUUCUACAGGAAGUGAAACUGAGCAGUCCAGACUACAAAGGUUGUCCAUCAAAAGAAGCAAUGGAAGACUUCAUGAAAAGAAUCAACUGCUACAAAAAAAGCUAUGAACCUCUUGAUCCAGACAGCCAUGACAAGUAAGGCCUAAUUUUGUUCAGUACAGACUCAUUUUAGGUUAUAAAUGUUCACAAUUCUACUGUUUAUACACUCACUACUUCUGAGUAGAUGUAUCUGGGUAUGGCUAUCACAUGUUCUAAUGUGAUGCCUUUUACUUUCACAGGAACCUGUCCAUGAUUAUUGUGAUUGAUGUUGGUCGAAGAUUUUUGGUCAAUAAGAUUCAGGAUCAUAUCCAGAGCAAGAUUGUCUAUUAUCUGAUGAACAUCCAUGUUCAGCCGCACUGUAUCUAUCUGUGCCGUGCUGGCGAAAGUGAAUACAACAUCAAAGGGAAGAUUGGUGGAGACUCCAGUCUAUCACCCCGGGGAAAAAAGGUAAAUCCUGGUGAAUCUAUACAAUCAGAAGAAGGGUGUUUGUUACUAUAUAUAUAUUUUUUUUUUAAUUUUUUUUUUUUUUUUUAAAUUGUAACGUGGAUCAUAACAAAUUAAUUUUCUCUUAGUUUGCUGUUGCACUCAAGAAAUACAUUGAGGAACAGAACCUAAAAGAAUUGAAAGUGUGGACGAGUCAACUAAGGAGGUCUAUUCAAACAGCAGAAGGACUGACUGUGCCUUAUGAGCAGUGGAAAGCUCUAAACGAAUUGGAUGCUGUAAGUCUUUCUUUACUACCUAUUUAAUUUUUUUUUUUUUUUUAAAUUGGUUUGUUCCGUAUUUGGGUACAUAUUGUUGCAGAUACACCCCUAUCCCGUUGCUAGGAUUUAGUGAAAAUCAAAUUCAGUGUAUUUAAAAUCGCAUAGGUUAAAUCAACAUUUUGACCUAAGUAGGUCUAGAUCAAGAUAAACCCCUUUUGAAACAUUGCAAAUAAAAAAAAAAAACAACUGAAUUUGAUUUUCACUAAAUCCAGCGGGUGCUCAUCCUUUGUGUUUUUGUAUAUUCUGAGCGCUGUGUAGCACCAUGGUCUGAUUAAGGUAACUUUUUUUUUUUUUUCGUUCAUUCAAAACUAAUAAAUAUUCACACACUUUGUGGAGAACAUUGUCCGUUUUAGGUUCAAUUACCUCUUUAAUAUCCAGCAAGAAUAAUUGUCUAAUGCAUGAUCUCUUUAUUUAUUAUUUUUUCUUCCCUAUAGGGAGUGUGUGAGGAUAAAACCUAUGAAGAUGUUAAAGAGCUUUAUCCUGACGAAUAUGGUCUGCGUGCUCAGGACAAAUAUCAUUACCGCUACCCUUCAGGAGAGGUAAAUAACAUCUGAAUUUUAUUUGGGUGCACAAUUGGAACUUCACAUCAAAAUAAAAUAUAUUCAAAUUAUUAUUUUUUUUUUUUUGUUCACCUUCCGUAACCUUUUAUUUUUAAUAUUUAGUCAUACCAAGAUCUGGUUCAGCGCCUGGAACCGGUUAUCAUGGAGCUGGAGAGACGUGGAAAUGUCCUUGUCGUUUGUCAUCAGGCUGUGAUGAGAUGCCUUUUGUCCUACUUCCUUGACAAAUCUGCAGGUAUGGAAUCUUUCUUUAUUACAACGCUGAUCUAGUUCUGAUAUUGCCAUACAAUGGGACCAUUCAGGGGAUGACCAUUAUUGAAACCUUUUGCUAUACUAAAAUAGAGGGUAAGGGAGUCUUACAGCAGUCUCAACUGAAUAUCUAUGCCUCCACUUGUUACUUUCUGUGGUGAUUGCCAACAUAGAUAUAAAAUUCUAAAAGUGGCAACACUUCUCUAAAACUUGUAGAUUACUUUCUGUGCACAUAGUGUUGCAAUCUUGGGUGGAUAAACCAAUGUACUGGUGUUCUAUACAUGGUUUUUAUUUUUUUGCUUUUGUGUUGUGGUGGUUUUAUUUUUUAAUUUUUUUUAUAAUUAUACAUACUAUGUCUAUACUGAUUAGAUAUGCUGUCAUUGCAGAUGAGAUGCCCUAUUUAAACUGCCCCUUGCAUUCGUUGCUGAAACUGACUCCACUGGCCUAUGGUAAGAUUUUCUCCAUGUUAAUCAGCUGAAUAGUACAAGACGUCAUGUUACCACUUUUAUUUUUCAGUAUGUGUGCGUGUAUAUGCUCAUGAAUUACAUUUUUAUUUAUUAAGGAUGUCGUGUGGAGACUGUCAAUUUCAAUGUGGAAGCUGUGAACACUCACCGAGAGAGAUCAGUGGAGGUAAAUCUACUUUGAUUCUAUGUAUUUUGAAAAAAAACUCAAUUAAGACCCAACAUUCUGAUAUGUAAUUAUGCCUGUAAAUACAUUAGAUAACUUGCACAGAAAAUUCCAAUUAGUACUGUCAGACUAGAUACCAUCCCUGGUUUUGGGUAAACUGUUUUAAAUGCACAUGUUCCACUUGCACUGUGGCAGUAAACCCUUUUUCUGUACUUGGGUGACAUUGAGUGCAUCUCCAGUUUACCCUCAAAUCAAAGGUUGGCAUCAGUUGAUGCACCUGCUGUACAUGCCCCACUUCUCCAAAUGGAAGGAGUUGCUGUCAUGUUUGUAUUGGAUCGUGUAAACAUGUUGGGUGUUUUUUGUUUUGGUGUUUUUAUAUAUUUUUAAGUGUUGGGGUUUUUUUUUUUUUUUUUUUCAGUGGUAAAUGCAUUUUUAAAAGCAAGCUGUGCUAGUUUGCUCACCGUAGGAGAUUGUCACUGGUGAAUUCAAGUCCUACUUGUUUUCACAGUAGUUUAGGCAUAAACACCUAUUUUAUUAUGUGUAUUCUCUUUUCUGCAGGAUUUCAAGAAGGGUCCUAAUACUCUAAUGAGACGCAAUAGUGUUACCCCUUUUGCUAGUCCUGAGCCGAAUAAAAAAGCUCGAGUCAAUAGCUUUGAUGAGUUGGGUGCUUCAGCAUCUGCUUCAGUACUAUAUUGUGCAUCCCAAGAACCACCCACUGUACAAGCUGGACAGGUUGGUGCAUUUCCUCCCUUCAGUGUUUAUUAUUAUUUUUUUUUUUUUUGUUCUAUCAUGGACAUGAACAAUUAUCCUCUGCAUCUUUCCCUUAUUUGCUUACAUUAAGAUGGAGGCUACAGUGCAUCUGCCUCUCUGUCCUCUUACUUUUGUUUUGCCAGCUACAUUGCCAAAGCAUGGAUCAAUGGGAAAGCUUAUAUCCCACUGCCUUUAUUAUUCUGCUAAAUAUUUCUAUGUUCACCCAUUUCUUAAACAAAAUUGAAAACCCAUUAUAACACCAUACCAUUAUAUUUAUUUGUAUUUAUUUAUAAAUAUGGCACAGUGCUGCACAAUAGGUAAACAAAACUGGCACUAAAUUCAAAAAAAAAAAAAAAAUCAUGAUUAACAUUAUAGAACAAUAGGUGAAGAGGGCCUGCCCAAAAUAGCUUACAAUCUCUCUAACAGGAUGAGGGAGAAAUAUACAAAGGGAAUUAUGUGAUUUGUAUGCACCUUAGGGAUGGGUGGUGGGAUGUUGGCAGAGGAGGGAAAUAAGGGAUGAUCAGUUAAGGGGAGAACUGAUAGACUUCUCUAAAGUAAUGUGCUUUCAGUAUUUCUUGAAGUAAUGCAGAGACUGGGAGAGUUGCAUAUUCCCACAGAAGGCAUUGUAUAAGGAGGGAGAAAACUUUCCAUUGCUUCUAUAGUGGGGAAAGUAAAGGCAUAAAUGGGUUUUUCUCAGCCACUCUGCAUAACUGUCUGCUAGGGCAUUCUUUUUAUUUUGUUUUGUAGUCCCGUCCCCCUUCUUUUUUUUCUUUUUUUUUUUCCUUCGUUCAUGAGCUUGUCUAGCAAGAGUUGUUUUGUUUAGAAAGUCUUGAACCACUCUGUUUACCUACUGCUAUUCUCCUCUUACACUGGCUCCUUUUUCUUUUAUUCCCUCCUUCACAGCCUUUGCUAGGAAAGGCUUGUCUGUAAGUAUUAUCUUGCAUUUCUGCUUUAGCCCUGUAUGAUGGAACACCCUGCAAGCUGUUGAACUUCUAUUUGCUGUUUUAACUCGUUACUAAUCUCUCUUAACAUGCGUGGGUGGAUUUUAGUGUUGGUGCCUUUUAACAAUAAUAUAACUAAAAAGUGUGUGUGUGUGUAUGUAAAUGGAAUAUUUUUUUUUUUCUUCCUUAAAGGCGAUCAAUAGGAGAUUACUUAGCAAAGGCUCUUUUAUUUUUUGUUUCCCAAAGGUAAUUCAGUGCAUGUUGGCACGCUUUCCUCCUGUGUGAAUUAAAUCCCAUUUUGCUCACACAGUGCAUUAUUAUCACACUGGUUAAGUGCAGUCUGCAGUAUGUUACAUUUUGCACUCCUUAGACAUGGUGACUGUCAUUGGCAUGCUUAAUUUAGUCUGUGAUUUGUAUUUCCACUUCCAUUAUAAAGUACAUUGUUUCCAGAAACAAAAAGGAGCAUUUUAUGAAGUAAAAAUCUAAGGCUGACUGACUAUAAGUUUGUUCUAUACCUAGAUGCGAUAGUUGGCAUGUACUCAUUGGUAAUUUGGUAAUUACACAAAAAUUUUAUAGACUUGGUGUUCCAAAGCUGUUUGUUUUUUUUUUGUUUUUUUCAAUGGUUCCUCCCCAAGCAAUAGGGUUGUCAUAUAAUUGAUUACCUGAUCACCGGAAUCUGAUUUUACUGUACAUGUCCAUUUUGUGGUGUCUUUAUGUUAACCUGAAAUAGAUAGAGAUAUAUAUAUAUAUAUAUAUGUCCUUAAUAGUUCACCGUUGUAUGGAAAACGUAUACUAAAAAAAAUAUUUUUCCUUUUUCUAGAGCGUAAGUGAUGUUGCUGCAGAAGAAGCCCCUGUAUCAUUCUUUAUCGGAUCAUGAAUGACAUUGAGAAAUGAUAGACAUUACCAACAAUGGGUCAGCUGUUCUUUACAUUCCACACUUCAUUGAGAACUUUCUUAUUUUAUUUUUUAUUUUUUUUCUGAUGGUUCCAAUCCGAGGCUGUUUAUUUUUGAACAAAUUUGGAUCUCAGUGGACAAACUAUUUGCCACUAAUGGAUGUUUUUUCUUGUGAAUUUCAAAAACAACAAAAACCUGAAACAAAGAUUCACUUCCAGAUCAUUUCAACUAUGGUGUUCAAAGCAGAGACUUUGCCUUUUUAUUUAUUGAAAAUGUUUUUUAAAAGUUUUGCUUACUAAUUUUUUUUUAAUUUCGUUUAAUUCUUUUGGGGGGGGGGAGGGGAGGAGUCUAGUGCAUUUUUAAUAGUUGUUUCUGCCAAUUUUGGAUUUUUUUUUUUUUUUGCAAAUGGUAGUUAUUUGGAACAUAAGAAUACACGAUCUGGUUUCUAUUCUUCCAAUGUGAUCUCUAUAGGAUCACUGUACUGCUGUUUGGAUUAUGCAACAAGUUCUAAAUUAUAAAGCUGGUUAAGAUAUAAAACUCUGAGUACCAAAGGUGAGCAAGACUUUUUAAAUUUUUUUAUUUGACUUUAUUUUGUUCUGGUAAAACAAAAGUACUGUCUAUUUCUUCCAUCACUUGGUGCUAGUUUGGUUGUGGCCUCUGUUUCAACUUUACAUGUUUUUAAUACAGACUGGCACAGUCACACCAAAUGCACAUUGUUCAGACACAUCUAUUGUGUUCUGUUUUUCUCUCACCCUUUUCGGUACUAGGGAGUAAUGUCUAAACUAAUUGAGCCUUGAGCAUGCAUUGCUUAUUAGGCCAUGAUGUAACUCUCAGUUCGGCGAGGGAAGACUUAGAGUAGUGUUGGCCCACCUUGGACCUCCAUAUGUUUGAACAUACUGGGCAUCAUAGGAAAUUCUUGAAACGUUUUUGGGCACCAAGAUUGGCUUCAAUGGAAAAGCACUCUUAUUCUCCCAGUAGCUGCUAGUAGAACAGUAUUUGACUGCUUUCUACUCCUGGAACUUGACUAUUUGGGAGCUGUGCCCGCUGCUAGAGCCUUCUUUAGUCUCCUUGCUCACACUCCUACACUGCUGUGCUUUGCAGUGUGUGGCCAUUUUUGUAUACUUCGUUAGGUUUUCUACUUUAAUCUCUGGGGAGCAUAGUAACUUUUUUAAGAAAUACAAUGUAUUUUUUUUUAUAGUUUAACUUUAUCUCAAAGAUGCAUGUUUGCACUUUAAGCUAAUGGUCGGGACAGGGUUAUGAAGUGCAGAUAAUAUGUGGAAGUCUUGGCACAGAUGAGAUGGACUGACUAAGACGUAGUGGUUAGUCCUUCAUAUAGUGUCUGAAUACACAGCAGUGGCAUGGGAUUCAGAUGCUGAUGUAUAUUUAUAGAUUUGUCAGCCUAACUUUGCUGUUUUGGAAUUGUCAUAGAGUUGUAGUGUCAGUUAGGCAUAAUGCCUAUGGCACUCACUGGAUACUAUGACCAUAGCAGACUUUGACAAAUCUCUUCUGUGUAAGUGGAAAGAUGGUUUUGAAUUGUAUUUAUUUAUAUUUUUUUUGUGAUUGUAAUUGGUUACUUUGUAUGUUUUGGGUUAUUUUUUUUCUUUUUUUUUCAAAAGUGCAGUUAACCCCAUGGCUAAAAAAGACUUCUCUCUACGUAUGCAAGCACUGCUAAAUGUCUAUUUUUAUUUUGAUAUCUUACAAAGGAUCAUCUCAUAUUUGUAUACCACCUGUGUGUUCACUAAAUGUCAUGCUCAAAGCAUUUACAUUUAUUUUGGAAUUAAAGACCUUGGUUUUUGUUACUACACUUAAAUUCGCUCCACAGAUGGAUCCUAAAACAAGAAGCCUGGGGUCCUUUUUUGCACAUAAAGAAAAUCAUUCUCAUCACUUUAUGUAUAUUUAAAAAAAAAAAUAAAAAAAAGAAUCUUGUGAUACACCUUACGUAGGAGGUGUUUAAUGUGUACAUCAUUCUUUUAGGAGCUGUUGGAUUUAUUCCUUGCUUGUUUGGUGGUCACAUAAGAAAGGGUGUUUGCGUUUAUUUUAUUUUUUUUGUCUCUCUGUAGCAGUAAAAGAACUGAUAGUUAAGACCACAAGACAAGUUGUUUGUGUGGCAUUUUUUUUCUUUUGUUUUGUUUAAUUUUAUAAUAUAUUUACUUUUUUAAUAGUUACACUUUUUUAAUGUUAGAUGUGAUAUUUAUUUAAUGUAUUCAGCUUAGCUUGAAUUUUUUUUUAAUAUUUUGUAACUUUGUUUAUGUAUUUUCCUGUGUGUCCAUCUGAGAAAUGCCUUAGAUGCAAUUUUAUGCCAGAUAAUAAUACAGUAUAUGCCUUUCAGAAAUUUGUUUGUCUUGCUGUUGCUGGACCAAUAAAGUAAUUUUGUUGAAAUUU
Pelobates cultripes (western spadefoot toad) is the source of this 63853-nucleotide messenger RNA. Lineage: Eukaryota; Metazoa; Chordata; Amphibia; Anura; Pelobatidae. The record is from the annotation of a GenBank genome assembly.